This is a messenger RNA of Xyrichtys novacula (pearly razorfish), 85731 nucleotides long. The record is from the annotation of a GenBank genome assembly. NCBI's taxonomy places the organism in Eukaryota, Metazoa, Chordata, Actinopteri, Labriformes, Labridae.
AUUGCAAAGUGGACGUUUCCAUAGAUACGAAGGAGCCGCUUGCUAGUUUCCCCCUAAAUGCUGCCCGGAUAAGAAAGCCUUUGCAGGUACUCACACAACGUGACAGCUGUAAGAUAUUUUGCGCUAGAUCUCCUUUAGUUGGGGGUUUGGUUUGUGCAAUUUAGGGGAUUUUGUUGCUUCAGUAUUGAGCGGUUCUGGCGGUUUUCUCUGAGCUGGAUGUAUUAAGAUGGAGGGUUUGUCUUCCAAAUUGCCAGCAUUUCUGAUCAUAUUUAUACCAAAUUUACCGUAUAUAAGGUUUCCUUUUUGCAUGUUUUGAUCAUUCUUUGUGGAUACAGUGGCAAACUUUGUCCUCAGAGACUGGAUUAUAAAUGUGAUUUCCAGGCCAUGCGGUGGUUGCCACUGCAGAGUCAUGUCUGUAUUUAGUGCAAUGCAGGCUGAAGACCCAAGAUCACAGCCUCCUAGUACAAGCUACUGGCCUUGCCGCUUUUGCACAGACAUUUCUCUGAGUCUUUUAAUGAAAUAAUGUAGAGGAGAGUGGGGUAAGUUGAGCCACCCACUGUUGCUUGGAAAUGGUAAAAGAAAAUUCAUCAUGUCACCAAAUAUUUAGGAGAUGGGCAUCAAUUCAUGGAGUCUGUGAAGGUUAGAAGCACAUGAGUGAAGGAGUUCGACAUUUAUUUACAGAAGAUCAUUUUUCACUCUUGAAAGUGAAUUUAGUCUGUCAUAAGUUCGAUUAGAAUUGUGUUCAGACCAAAAAAAGAUCAUUUUAAAUUUGUUUUAUACAUAAAUUUUGGUAUCUGUGAGCUACAACAUGAGGUCAAAAACUUAGCAUAAAAGUCCACCAUUUUAGUUUAGAGGACUAAUAAAGUCAGAAUAGUAGUUCUGGGGUAAGCUGAGCCAGUGGCUCGACUGAGAAAGUAAAGAAGUCUGAUGAGAGGAUAAGAGUUUCAGUUCAGAUUGUUGAAAUGUGUUACUUUUUCUUUUCAAAAAUACAGCUGUGAAUGUUCUGAAUCACUUAAAGACAUUCGCAUGUUAAAAGGACUUUUUACAAAACAGCUUUUUAGCAGUUAUAUGCAAUAAUAAUAAAACAAUUAUUGUACCAGAUAAAUAGUGUAUAAUAGAUAAAAAUACACAUGAAUGUGAAGAAGUGACUGUUAUUUAGGGAAAGAGAAGGUUAGGGAGGACUGGGGUGGAGAGUGUUGGAAAAUUAUUAUGUUAAGCUUCUCAUCUAUUGAAAUGUAUUGUUUAAUCACUUGAAGAAAUUAAGCUUACAAAGAAUGUAUCUCAUGCCUCAGUAUUUAUCCACUGUGCAUCUUGCAAAAUGAAUUGUUAAAGGAACCAGUUCUGUGUGGUUCAGGAACUAUGUACUGGUUCAACUGAAACUAUCCAGUUCCUGAUUUAUCUUCCCCCCCUGCCAUGUCCUAUCACUCAACUCAGUUGGCCCUUGCAAAACACUCCGCUUACAAAACACUCAUAUGAGCAAAUGCUACUAACACAUCAUCAAAUAGGGAAGUACUGUGAUUGUAUAACCACUGAAACUGUCAAGAAGCAACGGGGAAGAGUAUCUCUGAGAAGAGAGUCUGACUUAGACACAGGAAGUUCUCCUCAGCCUGCUCUCUCCCUUGUGCACAAGAAAAUGCAAUUGCGGUCUGUUCUGAGUUUGUGAUUUCACUCUUCUUGUUUUGGUGGGGUUUAAUAUGUCCUAGACCUAACAUAUCCCUGAUAUGUUUUUGAACCUGACAAGAGUGAGGGGGUAGUAGGGAUACGGCUCAACUUACCCCGCUCCUAUGGUCAGCUUACCCCAUACAUGGUGUAAGUUGACCAUAGGAGACCACUCUUUUCCGGCAUACUAUAUUAUCAAGACAGUUAUGUUUACACUCAUUCUGUUGGUUUGCAGGGAUGCACAACAUCUUGAAAUAUAUGCAGAUACACUAGUUGGAGACAAAACUAUGAUUGCCUUGAUGAAGGCAAUCAUCAAAAUGGCUCAUUGUACCCCACUCUCCCUCACUGUAGAUCAUGAAAUCUCAAAACUUAAGUAAUGUUAUGAGUCUUGAAAUGUUAAAACACAGAGCUGAUUUAGCUUCUCACAGGUUGGUGAACCUCCUCCAAUGUUUACAGAUGCCAUUUUCAUUCCCAGUUAUGUUAUUUAGUCACGCAUAUUAAUGUUUUAAGUUUGUAGAUGUACAUUUGCACAUUAUAAGCCUAAAAAACACAUUGCUCUAUUUAUUCCAGUCUGAUCGGCCGGCUGCGGAGAUGUCUCAGUUAUCCGCUGAAGAUGAGGUGGAGCUGCAGUCACUGCUCAGGCAGCUUCUGAGGAGCAUCAAUGACAAGAUCUCAGAUGCUCCAUCAACUGAAUGUGCUGAAGAGAUUCUGCUUCACCUGGAGGAGACUGACAAGAACUUCCACAAGUAAGUGUGUGAAACUUUAAUAUCAUGCCUAUAUUCUUAAACAAUAAGGUUCAUGCUUCUACUUUUAAAGACUAUCAUGAAGGUUACAAGUGAUAUUAAGUAUCAUAUGUCUACCUUCUGUUCCCAGUUAUGAGUUUGUUAAGUACCUUCGUCAGUAUGUGGAGAGUUCACUUGGGACUGUGGUGGAAGAAGAAACCAAGAACUUGACCAGAGGAGAUGAGCAACAUGCAAUAGGCUCGGGCCACGACACUUUGGUCCAUGCUGUCACCAGGAGGACCAGAGAUUCUGCUGAGUGAGUGAAUGUGAAACAUUUUCUUGAAUUUUCUUCACUUUUAUGGUGGAGUUGAUCAAAUAUUCCUUGUGGAGAAAUUGCAAAGAAAUACAGAAAUUUGUGUAUAGAUGAUGGUGUCUCCUACAAAGAUAAUUGUAGAUAAACAGAUUUGAACACAUGUGUGUUUCUGAAAAAGGUUUGGCUGAAAGACUCUGAUACUAGGUGAUGGUAACAACUCUCUGAUGUACAAAUGUCAUGUACAGGUACCAGCAGAUGAUGCAGACGCUGAAAAGCUCCAUGAUCAUUGUGGUGGAGUCUUUGAUCAACAAGUUUGAAGAGGACCAGAUGAAGAAGGAGGAAAUACAAAAGCAGCACAGUCAGUCCAACAGUCAAUAUGCUGACAACUGCUCAGACAGUGACUCCUCCUUCAAUCAGGUUAGACUUACAUACCCUUCAGCUAUUACAAAAUUCAGCUGCAAGAGUGCUGACGAGGGCCAGAGGGCGGGAGCAUAUAACCUCAGUUUUAGCAUGCGUCUCCCCUCAGUCAGUCCAACAGUCAAUAUGCUGACAACUGCUCAGACAGUGACUCCUCCUUCAAUCAGGUUAGACUUACAUACCCUUCAGCUAUUACAAAAUUCAGCUGCAAGAGUGCUGACGAGGGCCAGAGGGCGGGAGCAUAUAACCCCAGUUUUCAAUGAUAGCCUUCUUAUUUCUCUUACUGCAAUUCACUGUUCUACUACUGUUCAUUUUAAUCUGAGUUCUUAAUGUUUAUUUUAUGUAUUUUUGAUUAACUAUCUCUGCUUUUAGUCUUUUUCUUAAUUACCUCCAAUGAGGUUUUACUUCUUUUACCUCUUUUACAUGAUAAAGAGCUCUAACUUAUCUGUUCAUUUUAUAUUCUUGUCUUAAUCCAUCAGGUUUGUGUGUGUGUGUGUGUGUGUGUGGGUGGGUAUGUGGGGUGGGAAAGCUGAACUACAUUGAACUACAUUUAUGUCUUAAAAUUGCCAUACAAAUAAAGUUGAAUUUGAAUUUGAAUUUGAAUUGGACACACCCUGAAGGCUGAUGGUUAAAAUAUUCUUUUAUGCCUUUAUAGCAUUUAACGUCACAUAUAAAGAUCGUAUCUCAGCAGUAAUUCUUGAAUGACUCAAAUGGCUUGUUUUAAGACUAAAUGUAGGGCAAAGAGUGGCAUCCACCCAGUGACACAUGGAUCACGCAGACUUUCGCAUGAAGCAAUAAAAGAUGUUCCAGAGAAUUGGUUUAUGGUGGACAUUUUUUUCCCUUUCUCUAGAGUUAUGCCUUCAUCAGAAAAGAGCAGCUGCAAGUUUUGGCUGAAAAGCUCGACUCCAGCAGUCCCAAAGAGGUAGAAAGACUCAUUUCAUCACAGACUUUCAUGUUAUUCUACAUCCCUUCUGUUUCUAUGUGCAACUGAGAAGUGAUUUCAAAUCUCUGCCAGGAUCACUUAAGUCAGAGGGGAGUAUAAGUUGCAUAUAAUAAGUUAUAUAUGGUGGUGUAGCUCUGUUCUGAGAGCUCCCUACCCUUCUAUAAGAAUACAUGGAAAGGCAAGAGAGGGAGAGCAGCAGCAAAGACUUCUGGGAUGCAGAACAGAGCAAUAAAUAUGACACAGAUGAGAAGGUGGGAUGCAAAGCAGUUUAAAGAUGGCACCCAUUUACAUUCGCCAAUUUAGCACAUGUGGGCUGUUGUUAGGAUCAGCUGGUGUACUGUGAGCUGAGCUUGACUUUGUGACCUGCCUGAACUAGCUCUAGACAAAAUUUCACUCACUGUUACUUUAAUUUACAGUUCAUACCAAGAGUGAAUAACUUUUUCAACUCCAGAGUUAUUUAAGUUUACAACUUGUGCAGCUGAGUGGUUGUUGUUUGCUUCUUCCAUUGCUGAAUGUAUUCGUGCAGGUGCGCUGGGAGGCUCUCCGGGCCCUUUGCUGCGCUCCUCCGUCCGACGUUCUGAGCUGCGAGAGCUGGAGCAGCUUACGCAGAAACCUCUGCGCAGCCCUGAGCGACCCCGACCUCAGUGUGAGUCCUGAGUUGCCUCAUCUAUUAAGAAUUAUGGGUUUUACAAACUCCUUUACGAGUGAAUCAUUAAUAGUAAUCAUGUCAUCUUUAUGGAUAAUUUCAGGCUUUGUGAUUAACGAUAAUAUUAUAACAUAAAACACUUUCUAAAAUCCUGUCAACCUGCCUAAUUGAGGGAAAAACAAGAUAACAGCGCUGAAUAAUUGAAAGAUAAUUGGUAGCUACAUGUAGGCUGAAAAUGUUUUUGUGCUAAUCUUAUUUAAUUUCCUCUCAUUAUAUUUCACAUAAAUUAAGAUGAAGCCGCUAUUGAUUGAUUGAUUAGCCUUGCUAUGGCGUGUCAGUGUGCACCCUGACGCUCAAGUCUCUCCCUCUCACAUCCAUCAGGAUAACGUUCUGCAGUUCUUCGCUAAAAGCUUCUCCUCCUCUCCGCUGAACGUGACACGAGAGAUCUACACCAGUUUGGGUGAGCUGCAAAGCAGAAGUGAAAGUGUGUUUUUAUUCUAUGGGAAUUGAAUUCUAAGAGGGCGGCUCCCUUUUAUUUACUGUUCAAAAUGGAGAAUAGGCACUUUUCCUGCUCACUGCUUGUAUUACGCAGCCAUGCAGAUAAUGAAGUUUUGAUUUUAUUUACAGAAGAUAUCCACCUUUUGGCUUUAUGCAUGCACUCAAGUCCAGCUGAGGUUUUAGUGCUUAAUAAAUACUCCAAAGACCUCAAUGGGGACAACUUUUAUUGCAUUUUUACUGUCGUGGUUUAAAUUCUCUUACUGUAUUACGUUUAAAAUCUGUGUGCUAUCAUUUUAUUGUAUAUUUGCAGCAUCUUAAGUGUGAUGCAUAUUUUUCUUUAAUGUGCAGCUAAAAGCGUGGAGUCCAGUUUUCUGUCCCACAAACUAAGCUUUCCCACUGCCACAGCCCACAUGGACAUCAGCAGACCUGAGAUCAGCCGUCUGCUCAAACAGGUACCACACCUUUUUUUAAAAUUCCCAUUAGGGCUGGGCGAUAUGGGAAAAAGUUUAUCACGAUAAAAAACAAAAUACCUCCACACCACUGACAUUUUGUGCCAGUGUUAUCGAAAUGCUGUCAUCUGUUGAGCCUUUAUCUGCAUUUCUGUCGGGGGGAAGCACUCAUUUUCUUUUUUUCUCACUAACAGCGCUGUCGGCUUCACGUGUUAAAGUGUAAUGGUUGUGUGUAGCUGCAGCCUGCUACUACUCAGUUGUUUGCUACUUGGUUCUGAUUCGGGACAUGAUUGGUUCAGCGUGGAGCAGACCCAAAGCAGCUCCCCUUUUGAUUGGCUAUUUGUAUAGUCUACCAAAACAUGGCAUUGAUAUUGAGGGAAAUUAAUUUUUGAUAUAUAUCGUAAUUGUUUUAUCGCCCAGCCCUAAUUCCCAUUGAAUUUCACCAUAAUCCAGUUACACCCUCGCUGUUUCUUUCACACUCUUGUCUCUGUUGCCUCAGAUUCGAUUGAUGAACGAUUUUCAAAAGGAGGUGACCACCUUCUGGAUCCGCCACCCUGAGAAGUAAGUGUAAUAUAAUGUAUAGGAAGAGAAGACAUGGAUUUCUGUUGUUCUGUGUGGUCCAUGGUGCACAUCCGGGCUGUAGGUGUCAGUUGUGGAGCCUCCUCCUUUUCGUUGUGUUAACGGAAAAGAACAACCACACAGCCUGCAUGAGCAGCUCAGAGGAAAACAGGUGGCAACCUUCAGAGCAAAGGUGCUAAAAAUGUCAGUUUCUCAAGUGUGCAUCAAAAGAAAACACAAAUACAGCAGCAAGCUUAUUUCUUUACCUGCACACAAUGUACAGUGAGAGAUCUUUUUAACGGCCAGUAUUAGUAUGAGUCAGCAUUCAGAACUCUUACCCUUGCAGUGGAGUUCGACCAAUCGGAAUCCAGCUUUUGACUUUUCUUUCUUUAAUCACGUCUACAGUUUUCAUUCCGUGCGUUUGUUCUGCUUUCCUUCCUGCUCUGCUUUAGGUACAUGGAGGAAGUUAUAGAGAGCACCUUCUCUCUCCUGUCCUUCCAUCAUGAACAUGGAUCUGCCUCACCAAGAGCGGAGAAAUCCCUCGAACCUAUUCACCUCAUGGCUUUACUGGACGUUAAAGCUACCUGGUUUAAAAAGUGGAUGGUGUGUAUGUCAAACGAACAAAUACUUUUGAAUUAAUGCAUUCACUUUCAUGUUAUUUAUGUCUUUCUCUUCUCUCUCUCUCACUCUCCUUCUCCCAGCAUGGAUACUACAGCAGGACUGUAGUUCUCAGACUCCUGGAGCGAAAAUACAAGUCUAUGGUGAGUGAUUCACUCGGUAAUCAAUAUCUCUCACUGAGUUCUUUGUACUUCUGAGGGACCUGGUGGCAAAGAGGCACAACAAUUCCUGCUCUUUGAAGAAUGUCGAAGAAACCUUAGGUAGAACUACAAAAGUACAAAUUUAAUAUUUUAUUAUUCAGCCUCAGAAGAAAGCUGAAUAUGCUCAUCUAGGUCCUACAUUUUCUGUAUUAGAAGUUUAUGGUUGAAUCAAACAGAUAGUGAAGAGUUUAGGGAUUCUGCAUUUAACUGAGGCCGUCUGUGAGAUUCUUUUUUGCCGAUAGAGUCUUUGAGCCAAUGAGGCAUAAGAGCCGAGUGUCAUUUCGACAUUUUGGAAUUGAUUAUUUAAUCCAAACCUCCCUCUCAUCUCCGACUCUGACUUUAGAGAGGAUUAAUGUGGAACUUUAUCUGAAGGAAAUGUCAAUAACGCUCUCAGAACACUGUCAGACUAAACCACUCCUGCAACCAAGUGCAUUAAUAUUCCUUCAAGUGCUCGAAUUGAGAUUCAAACGAACAGAUCUGGUCAUUAAACUGUUGAUUUUGAAGUUCAAUAAGAGGAGGUCGCUUUGACUCUUUGAAAGACUUCUUCAUUGGCCUGCUGUGGAGGAUUUUUGUCUUUUAUACAUGGCCUCACCUAAACAUGUAAAUAGAGGUCAACAGUUUAACGCAGAUCAGUUUACAGAACCGUUAAAAGAAGAGAUGAUGCAACACGCUAGUAAACAAACCAUCAAAUCCUGAUUUUAUGAGAUUUUACAAAGCACUCCAACUUUCUGGACUUGAGCUUGAAGCAGUUCACUCAUACAGGUGUGUUUCUGCUUCAUUGUUUGGCAUUUCUACUUUCAGAUCGUAGCAGCCCUCCAGCAGUGCAUCCAUUACAACGAGUCCUGUCGUCGUCUCACAAACGAGGCCUCAGAUCCCCAAUCAACAGAGCCACAGAACACAAGUUAGUACAAGAGCUAUGAUGUCUCCUGAAGUUAUUUUGAAUUCCAGUCCUCACUCUGAGUUUCACUCCAUGUGGUAAACAUCAGCACAUUAGCUUUAAUGCUGGUUUAAUGUGUCCUGUGAAACAAAUAAAGAAUACACACAGAGCCACCGUCGCAGCCCCUAAUGAGAAAUGAAUGCUUCAUUUAGGGCCUGUGGGUGUUCAAUGUCUUUUUACCCUGAGUUUGCAGCCUUCGUUUAUCCACUGUGCUUCAUGUGCCAAAACCAUCCUGCUACUGUAAGUCUAAACCUCGCAGAGUGGUGCAGAGAUGAACACCAGAAAAAAGGAAACAAGAACAAAAGAGAGAGUGAAGAUAGAUCAGCCAGGAACCAGUUAAAAGUACAUGCUGUAGCUGUUUGACCUCACAUUAAAGUGAUCUUUUUUAAUGGUGGUGAAGUAGAACUCAGGGAACCGCACUGCAUGAAUCAGGACAGUGCCUGAGCUUUUCAGGAAUGUCACAUUGUCAGCUUUGUAGAUCUCUCUGUUGUAGCCUUCAGCGUUUAAAUCUUUAACCUCCCCUGCUUUCCCCCUGCUGUUUCUGCCUCUUUUCUUCUCUCCAACCUUAAACAGAUAUUCACUGGACUUUUCUUUUCAGGGGACUGCAAUGACUUUACUUUGUCCACUAGAUAUUGAAGCCAUGUGUGCUGAUGAGAAAUAACAGACCAUUGUAAUGGAGAAUUGACUCAUCUGUUUAGAUAUUCACCAGGCUGUUUCAGAAAACAUAUUUAUCCCAGUAUAUGGUAAAAAUAUACAAAUGGUCAUAAGCUUGACAGAAUUUGAAGGCCUGUUAUCUGGGUCUUCUAUUCUAUUCUAUUCUAUUCUAAUCUAUUCUAUUCUAUUCUAUAAUUUUGCACUCAACUCUAUUCUAUUCUAUUCUAUUCUACAAUUUGCACUCUAUUCUAUUCUAACAUUUAGCAGCAUAUUCUAUCCUUUCAUUCUGUGAUAUUUAACAAUUUUGCACUCUAUUCUAUUCUAUUCUAUUCUAUUCUAGAAUUUUGCACUGUAUUCUAUUCUAUUCUACAAUAUUGUCAUUCUAUUCUAUUCUAUUCUAUUCUAUUCUAUUCUAUUCUAUCUAUUCUAUUCUACAAUUUUGCACUCUAUUCUAUUCUACUAUUUUGCACUCUAUUCUAUUCUAUUCUAUUCUAUUCUACAAUUUUGCACUCUAUUCUAUUCUAUUCUAUUCUAUUCCAUUCUAUUCUUUUCCAUUCUAUUCUAUUCCAUUCUGUUCUACCAUUUUACAGUAUAUUCUAUUCUUUUACUCUGUUUUAUUCUACUUUACAAUUUUGCACUCUAUUCUAUUCUAUUCUAUUCUAUUCUAUUCUACAAUUUUCUAUUCUAUUCUAUUCUAUUCUAUCCUGUUGUACAAUUUUGCACUCUAUUCUAUUCUACCAUUUUGCAGUAUAUUCAAUUCUUUUAUUGUAUUCUUUUCUACAAUUUUGCACUCUGUUCUGUUCUAUUCUAUUCUGUUCUACCAUUUUACAGUAUAUCCUAUUCUUUUACUCUGUUCUAUUCUACAAUUUUGCACUCUAAUCUAUUCUACCAUUUUGCAGUAUGUUCUAUUCUUUUUAUUCUAUUCUAUUCAACAAUUUUGCACUCUAUUCUAUUCUAAUCUAUUCUAUUUCAGGAUUUUGCACUCUAUUCUAUUUUAUUGUUUGUUCCUCAGGACUUUUCAAUCCACCUCCCAAAGUAGCCUGUAUAAGUUAUAUCCAUGCAUGAAAAUCAUUCACUUGUCUUACUUCUUUUAAGGCAAAAUGUGAAUAUGUAAGAUACUUUAUUAUUAAACAUUUAUACUGUCCUGUAACUCUGCUUGAUUUUUCUCACAAAAUGCAUCAGAUUGAAGCUUUUAAAUAUAAAAUGUCCAAAAUUUAAUAUCUGAGAUGGAGCAGAGUGGGAGGUCAGGUGAAAGUGAGUUGAGUGUCUGUGUGUGUUAUCUCCUGAAAACCAGCUGGCUCCUCCAGACUGAACAUUUUGACCUUGUCUUUGGUGAGUGCUGAUAUACUGACUCCUCUUUCAGUGGUACACUCUUUAUGAGGGAAGAAGGGUUUAGCUGAGCUCUGCCUUUUUUGGAUUCUCUGCACCUAUGACUUUCUGCAGGACUGCUAAGUUUGCACAUGUCAAUCCUGCAGUUUUUUGUUUGUUUACACAUGAAAUCACGUGUUUCUUUGUUAAAUUGGGAUUUACUUCAUGCAUGUUGAUUGAAGAGUUUUUUUUCCUCAGCAGAAAAAUAAAGUUACUUCUCUAACUUUUUCUUACUUUUCUCAAACUCUCCCUCUUACCUUAGCGGCUUGCUGAGUUUUUUUUGAAUAUCAUGAAUUUUUUAACAACAUAAAAACCUGGAACUGUUGUUACUGCAUGAGUCUAGAUAGUCUAAAAAAAGUUCUUGUUUUCUUUAUGUAUUUCAGGUUCAGUCCAGAGGAGUGUUUACACUGGACAAGAGCUCGAAUACGCCUUCUUUGUCCACUCACUGUGUGUCUUGGGGAAACUGCUCAUCUACACUAACGGCAGAAAGCUGUUCCCCGUCAAAGUCAAGAAGCACAAAGGUAGAUUACAUGAUCUGUUAAAAGGCCUGCAGAGUAUAUUGUUUGGCCUCGCUGUCUGAAACCGUUCAGAAAGAAAAAUAGUACAAAGUAAAUAUUUGGGGGUAAAAUAACCGUCUGAAAGGAGCAGCUUUAAGAUAAAGAGAAAAACAGACACUUUGAUGAUGAUAGUUUACGACCUGUGGCAGACCUUAAUCUCUUCUUUUGACAAGCCACCACGAAACAACUUAUAUAAUCUUUACAACAGAUAAUCUCACACAGGAAUGUGUCUGAUCAUCUAAAACAAUCUGCUCCAGGUAAUGAGUUUUUCUCCUCCCUUUCCUUAAUUACUAAGUUAUGUCACAGCGUGAGUGAGACAUAGAUAAAGAUAGACUCACUGUCUGCUGUCGAAGCUUUAAGGAAUGUUUUAUACAACCAUUGAUCACUCCUCCUCCUCUGAGUAAGGCAGAGGCGAUCAGAUAACUGAAGUGAGAGGGGUUUAUGUUGGUGGUAAUGCUCGCUCUUGGGGUUCAUGUGUCAGACUUAUUUAUAAGUUUCUAUGGCAACACCUGUUUUAGAUUUCCCUAAACCUGUUUUUGUCAUUGCAAUUGAGAUCUUUCUGACUUUAUGAUCAAGAGGAAGAUUCCUCACACGCACAGACAGAGCAGGCAAUCAGUGUCGUUUUUCAUGAUUCCUGUCCUGUUUUUUCACACAUAGUUAUUAACUUUUGUAUUUCUGUGAAGAAUUCAGAUUUUUUGCAAAUUCUCAUUGGUGAAAAACAGGAACAUUGUAGCCCUAGUUAGUACUGCAAUUUACCAGAGAUCCUUUUUUAUGAUCAGGUGUUUUGUAAUUGAAGGAUUAAGGCCACAUCAAGGAUUACAAUUUUUUAGAUAAAUUCACAAGAAUUUAGUCAUAAUUUUUUUAAGAAUAAAGUUGUCGGAGAAAAGUCUUAAAUUAUUGAGGUUGACCUACAAAAUUUAAAAGAAGAAAGCUGUAAUACUAUGGGAAUUAAGCUGUGAAUUUACAAGAUACAAGUUGUGAAUUUAUGAAAAAAAAGGUGCAAAUUGACAAAAUCCAAGUUGUUAAUUUACAAAAAUAAAGUUUCAAAUUCAUGAGAAUGAAUAGGUAAAAGCAUGAAAAAGCAUGAAAGUUUUAAAUGAUUAAGUAUCAAGUUGUAAGAGAAUGAGGAACAAGUAGUUAAGUUAAAAUGAAUGGAAUUAUGAAAAAAAAAUUAAAGGAUAGCCUGUAAAAUGAUCUUGUAAAUCUAUAUGAAAGUCGAAAUUUUUCAAGAAUCAGGUUUUUAAUUCACAAGACUAAAUGUGUACAUUUAAAGAAUAUUAAGUUGUAAAUUCACAAGUUUUAGGUAUUGUUUUAUUCUCAUCGUAUUCCGUUAAAAAAUGUUCAUUUUAUCAUUUUGCUGAUCUUGACCUUUGUGUAUUAAGGCAGGAUUUUCUAACAAAUGUUUCUAUCCUACUUACAUUAAAUGUGUUGUGCAUUGUGAAUGUUUUCAGUUUAGUAUGUAAGAAAUGUUUUUAUUUUAAGCAUGAAAAAUUUUUUUUAAUGCAGUUUUUUUUAAUGGUUUGGACCACCUCAUAGAAGUUUCAGCCUUUGAAUAUUACAGUAUGAAAUUAGUCCAUUGUGUUUCUAACUGUGAUAGUGGAUUUUGUUGGUCAUGCAGUGGCAUCAUAACACUCAAGUCUGGUUCACAACCAUUUAAAACUCCUAAAAGGAGCUUUAACACUGAUGUAAAUGAUCUCACGUAUGAAUAGAUAUAGAGAGCCUUAGGAUGUUUGUCAUGAUACAUACAGUACUAGGAUAUAAUAUGAUAUUUACACAUAUUAUUUAUUCAGGAAACACUUAAAAACACAAACUAUUUCCUUCUCUGCAGAAUCUCUCUGGUUUUACUCUCCUUGCUCAGACACUGAGUCAUGUCAUUUCAGAUCCAGUCAGCCUCACAGACCUAAUCGUUCUCCUGAUAAACAUCAUGUACCAACACCCUGAACCCGUGCACAGUGACACCUCACACACAGGUGAGUCUUUACAUACUCACACAAGGAAAUAAACAACGUCCUGAGUUUCGGCUUCCUCCUCCUCCUGGUUUCUAUAAUGACUGUGUAUGCGUGGAGCACACCCAUAACUUUUAUCUCUUAACUUUGUGUCGAGUCUCCCUGGAAGACCUUCCUUUUAUUGCAUCAUUCAUUCACAUGAAUUAUGCUGCAGCAGCCUUACUGUCGGUGAUCAAUAGUGUUCCCCACCUUGACUGGCUGCUGUUGGCACACAGGUUGGGCAAUAUUUUAUCUACAGUCUUAUGACAAACACCUGCAUCACUUGUGAGAGCAUUUUCAGACAAUUUCAUGAUGCAGCAGGAUGCAGACCAGACAAGAUUUUUCUUUUUUCCUUCUCUUAUAGAUAGAAUAAGUAUUACAAGACCAACAUUUUCAUCUGUGUAAGAACAGAUUUAAAUUAUGUUUGGAUGUUGCUCUGUGUUUUUUUAAUUGUGCUCAAGGAAAAAACACAUCAUUUCAAAGAGAAACAUCUUUCAAGAAAACCUCAAGUCCAACUAUCUAUUUGAGCAAUUAACAAGUUUUCCUCUGAAGUUUUUAGUGGUUAAAUAAUUAUCAGAGCAGUGCCGCCAAAUAUAACUUAUUGCAUGCAAAUGAUGAUUCUUUUGGAGCUGUAGGAGUCCAAAUGCAGUGUACAUAAAGUGGGUGUUAAUAUGUAAAAUAACAGAUCAUGUCUGUUUAGACUCCCUGUCUCCCAGCUGUCUGGCCAUGGAGGUGCUGUGGAUGCUGUGUGAGAGGACAGAGUGUGCUGCCGAGUGUCUCUACCAGACCCCUGUGAUAGAGACGCUGUUGAAUCCAGUCAUAGCUCUGCUCAAUGGACAGCAGGUCAAAUACUCACAUACACAUACAUAAAGCAUUUAUUAAUCCUUACGAGGCAUUAAUAUGAACCCCUUGUUGUCUUAUUCAUGUUUAUAACAUCUACUUUCAGUAAAUAAAUGGUCUUUAAGUAGUUGAGAUUUCAGUGAGUUCUUAAAAUGGAGAUUCCACACAAAAUGAAAUGUGAGUUAUGAUUUUAAUAAAGGGUCAUACAGUUAUAUUGAUGUGAAUUAAUAUCUUAUUCACUUUAUGCUGUAAUUUUGAAUAAAUUUCCCACAAGUUUCAUUAUUUGUGAUUUUGCAAAGAGAAACACCAGUUAAUGGCAUAAUAACACAAAUUUGCAGCAUGGCAACAGUGGAGGAGGCUUCUGGAGAGCUGGCCAGUGGGAAGAUCGGGGGCAUUUGAAAAGUCUAUAACACCCCCUCUUCAAACUUUAAAUAUAGGAUGGUCUUGACACCUUUCUGCUCUUUGCACUGAUUUAUUCCUGAUCCUGAAGCUCAAAUUUCAACCCUCAGCUUGCGUAUCAUUACUUACUUAUUACUUAGGCGAGAUCUGCAUCAACAAAAUCAUUCCAAACUUUUUCUCUUCCCCGGCCUUGACUCUGCUGUCUGAAUAUUGAGUGCAUCAAGAGUUUUGUUGUCUCAGCAGGUCAUUUUUCCAUCUGUCAGCCUUCCAAAAACUGUUAAAAAUUGUGCUCCGCUUGUUGUUUGUUCUAUCUUUGUCAUAUUUAAUAAUGUUAUUUCAGUUUCCAUUAUCCCUCGAGCCCUCCUGGGAUUCUACUUCUUCACAAAUAAGUUUGUAAUUCUGUGUGUUUGUUCUCUGCGGUUUUCAGGCUGAAUUAAAAUCUCCCGCAGCAACUCUGACGCUCAUUGCUGAUGUUCUCGCUCGCAUCGCAAACACCAACAGGGGAUUAGCUCUCUUCUUAUACGAGAUGAAUCUAGUGGUGGCCGACAGUGAGAGGUGAGGCAGCAUGACUGAAUAAUUAUUAGAUACACAGUUUCAUUCUGUAUCUUUCAUUGUCAUGAAUAAAUUACAUUCUUCUGACUUAGCAAGACGUUUUCAAUUCUGAGUUAAGUUUGCAGAACAAAUCCUCCACGCCCUGUACAGAGAGCAGAUUAGAGCUGAGGAUGUGGUCGGUUUGUCAGCUGCUGGGAUUAAAUCUUUGAGGUAGUCAGGUUUCUUACAGCAGAAAAACAGAAAGUUAUGUUUUAUUAAAAACUUCAGUCCACUGUGAGCCCAGAUGUAGCUCUGUAUUGUUUUUUAACAGUCUGGCCAGGGGCUUUAUAAACCACAGUAUCAAUCUAAGGAGUUAUAAAUGUUACAGGAACUUAAAGAAUACUUAGUUUUCUACUAUGUUGUCACAGAAAAGUCUGAUUUCAGUCUGAACACUUCACAGUCUGUGUGUCUUUGCCCGAGCUGCACAACGCUUCACAUCGCAUGCAUGAAAAUCCGUCUCCUUUAAUCCCUUGUAUUAUAUAUGUCUCUAUAUCUGUCUCCCUUUUCCUCUGCAGAGCCUCGGCUGCUCAUGUUAUUGUUCGGUUCGCCCUCAGGCUGCUGGAUAAAGAGCUGUCAUCACUAAGUGAUCCCGACGGCUCCCAUGCAUUAUGUGGAGCCUUUAUCUUCGUCUGCAGGCAAAUAUACAACACCUGUGAGGGUUUGCAGGUGCUCCGACCUUACGGACUCCACAAGGCCGUAGCUGCUGCAUGGAAAGAGGUACAACAAAACAACCCUGACAGGACUUUUUUUUUUCUUCAAAAGUUCCCCUUCAAGUUUCUGCGAUCGAACGAUAUAGUUUUAAAAGUUUUUUAGGCUUUUAGGGGAAGAAUUUGGAAUAAAUGCUGAUGAAAAACUUUUAAAUGGGUGGUGAAUCAGGCCUUUAGACAGACCAGUUUAGUAGUGGGACUCUUUUAAUGCAGAGCCAUGUUGUUGUAGUAUGUGUAGAAUGUGGUUUGGCAUAGUCAUGCUUAAAUAUACAAGGUCUUCCCUGAAAAAGUCAUGAUCUGAAUGACCUUUAUCAUUGAUGAAGCCUUCCCAGGUGUGUAAAAAGCUCAUACCACAGGCAGUUUUACAUCUCCAUACCAUUAGGGAUGCUGGUUUUUGAACUCAAGGGCCCCUCUCCUCUACUAACCCAGAGGACAAGUUGCUCAGGAGACACUACUGGCAUUUGUGGAUCAUGUGUACAUACGGUUUACUCUUUGCAUGGUGCAGUUUUAACCUGUUUUGGGGACGCAGUGACUGUGGUCUGUUCAAGGGAUUUUGAGCUUAUGCAGUGAUAUCUAGUACAGAGUCAUGUCUGUUUUCAACACGGGAACAUUAUUAAGAAAUUGUUGAACUGGUUGCUCACGCAGUCUCUCACAGAGUGGUGAAACUCUAGCCCAGAUCGACUUCUGAGGGACUCAGCCCCUCUAAGAUGAGUCAUCCCUCUUUGGAUGAACCCUGUUGGUUAGAGUUGUUUCUCCAGGUUUUUGAACAUAACUUUUUCAGUGCUUUGUUGUCACUGUUCCAACUUUUUGAAAUUGGAUAUGAAAUGGCCUUAUAUUUUCCAUUUUUUAAAUAAAGCAAUUAAAAUGAUCUGUUUUGCAGUAGUUUCAGUGAAUUAUGGGAUUGAAUUGAUUUUGUAAACCAAACCAGAAACAAAUGCUGCUCUUAAAUGUAGUGAAUUUAAAAAAAUAAUGUUUUUUUGCUUCAUUUUACUUUCAGACUGCUUCUUGUAUCACAACAGAGUUGUAAAUCACUCUACCAGCAGCAGGACAGUCAGAACUGAAAAACAAAACUGAUAAAUAAAACUGAAAAUAAGAACUGGCUCGGUCAAAUGUGCAACAAAAACCAUAAACUUACAAUGGCUCCUUUUGCAUCAUGUGUAAAAAAAGGGAAGAUAAGCAGUAAUAAUGGUACAAACUUAUAAUCUCUCAGAACAUGUUUGUAAAUACAGCGAUCAAUUCACCUCUCACAUCUAUUGUUAUCUAAAUUAACGUGUAAAAAAUUAACUGCUGAAGGAGUGAAGGCAUUGGUCUGCAACAUUUCCCCUCUCACUUCCUGCUGACUCUACUCGCUUUGCGUUAAACAUUAAAGAUCAGUGAGUGUGUUCAGCACCGUCAGACAGCAUGGGACAUUCUGUCUUUUCUGUGGACUCAAAUCACAUCAAGUAUCUAAUCUUAAUCAGUCCUUUUGUCUUGAUGUUAUGUAACCUAACAACAAUAUUAACCUUGAUCCACCCACUGUUUACAGCUCAUGGCCCCCAAAGUCCAUGGGAGGGUUAAAGGUGUGACUGGCUUUAAGUUCUGCUAUUGUCCUUUAUUUCUAGACCAGUUCCUUGUCUGAAAGAGUUCCAACACCAGUACCUGGAGCCACCACUGAAGCAUCAGCCCACGAGCAGAGGAACAUGUGAGGCCAAAAAACACACAGUUUUACACAGACACGAUUUGAGUAUGCUGUUUAAACCCCCCUGUGCUGACCACACCAAAUGGCAAAGAAACAAAGGGCAUCAAAUCAAGGCAAUAGUCAAAUUGUUCAUCAAAACGGAAGUUCAGUCUACGUUUAGGGCUGUUAAAUCCUAGUCAACUGAUCGACUUAUUGGUCAACAUGUGCUGAGUCGGCCAAAAUUCUGAUUGGUCUAUUCAAUUUUUUUUCAGCGUCAAUUUACAGUCUAUGAUUAAUGUCAUCAUGAGGAACGUACCAAGUGCUAAUGGGGGGGUUUUCAGAGCAUCCCUGUUUCACAGGUAACAGCCUGUCUCAGAACACCCCCCUUGUUUUCACCAUUUUGGAUUCGACCAACCCACUGGAGACCGGCUGGAGACAGGAGGAUUGUAGAGCGUCCAUGUUAAUCAACGUCCGGGGGUUUGCUGAAUAUUUCUAUUUUAGCCUUUUGGGUUUAAUUGCCUUCUUAUGCUGAUAUCAGUAUGCCCCCCCCCCUUGGGUUAGUCGAUUUUUGCUUAAAAUUUUACGGUUUCGGUCGACCAAGAAUUUCUUUGGUUUAUUACAGCCCUAUCCACGUUUAGGCUAAAAGCCAAUCAUGGUUUAGGAUUUGGGGGUGUUUGAUAAAAGGGGAGCGGGACACCUCACCUCUGGUGCUGGGGCACCCCCAACUAUACCCUGAAUCCGCCCCUGGCACUCACGACACAGUCAAAACUGAUAAAUCUGAACUUGGAGAAGUUUGCUUAAGCACAGACUUUUUAUUGAAACAAAAGUGUUGUUCACAUUCACUACUAUGAGAUAUGUCACUUCUACAGCUUUGAUAUGAGAACCCUGAAUAUGUACUGUAGAUACAGAGCAGACUUGACUCCGUGUGGCUUCAGAUGUAGCUCCUGUCUGAUUUGAAGGUUUUUGCGAAUGUGUUUCAUUCACAUGCAUUAGUAUUAUACAUGUUACCUUCUUGUAACAAGGCCAUCUAACAACAGACAAAGAUGUAUGUUUUGAGCUUGUAAUAAAACCCUCAGGUUCAAACUGAGAAAAAUCUUGCAAAAAAACAAACUUCAAAGCAUAUGUACUUAAGAUGCAGUCAAAGUUUGUGCGCUGAGAGGUUCUUCACCACCUGAACUUUAGCAGUAAGCCAGUGAUUCUUGCCGUGUGAAUUCAUUCUGCAGCUCACUCUGCCUCUCUUUCCUUCUCUUUGAUUCAGGGUCAUCUGGGAGGAAACUUUAUUGGAUAGCCUGCUGAACUUUGCUGCAACCCCUAAAGGCCUGCUGCUGCUCCAGCAGACUGGAGCCAUCAAUGAGUGCGUCUCCUACAUGUUCUCCCGCUUCACUAAAAAACUGCAGGUAAAAGCAUCCUCUGUGCAAGACAAAGAUUAGACUUUGGCAGUGCCUCCAGUUUUAACCCUCUCUUGGUAUUAACAGGGUGCAAAUGUAUAUUAUGCUGCGUCAGGGGAUUCUAUGCAACAUUAAUCUGAGUUACAGUCAAACCUGAAACCACAGCAGGACUAAGAAAGAAGUCAGGCAUCACACACUGGCAGCUGCCAGUGUACAUAAGUAAAGUAAAUUUGAUUUUCACCGCACUUUUCACAAACAACUGCCACAAAGUGCUAUACAUAAAAUCAAAUAAUAAUAAAUGAAUAAAAAUCAUACAAAAGGCUUACUCAUAACUUAUGAGCCUGUCUGUAAAGAUAUGUUUUCAGCUGUACUUUAAAAGUCUCACAACAGAAUGCAGCGAUAGAGAAAGAGAGUUCAAGAGGUUUGAAGUUAUGGCCUCAAAGCUUGAUCAUAUUGAGUCUUAAAGACCCACUCUAAUGAAAAUAACGUUUUUCUUGUUGUCUACAUGUUCAUAUGGCAUUUUUCUGAUGGUACAGGACAUAUCAUGAGAAAAAUUAGUGAGAAUUUGCAUUUCUGAGUAUUUCUGCAUUUAACUCGCUGGGAAUCUCUGGCAGACCCAAACAGCAGGUUCAGAUACCGUGAGAUUUCCUACGUAGCAAAUCCAAGCUCCGCCCCCGGAGCCCCGCUAUGCAGGCCAGACUCGGAGAAAUACAGAGGACUAUCACGGAACAAGUGUGUGCGGUAGUGGAUUGCAAUACUUGUAAGAAAGCUAAUUAUGAUAUUAACUUUCAGCAUGUCCCUAAAGACAUUCAUGUCAAAGAGUUGAAUAGCUCCUUUGUUACCUGCUACUUCUACUACAAUGACAAUGUUAGGCUACAAGCUGAGUGAAGUUAGGCUACGUGAAGAGGAGUGUGCAGAGCAGCACUGUCACCGUCCACAACUCAGAGGCAAAUUGCUAAUGAGCUACUGGAGCGCUACAGAAGAAAAGUGCUUGGAAAUGACACAGGUAAUGCGAUUUUUGGCUAAAAGCCUAAUAAUUACAACUUACUUACACUUUAAGUAAUAAAAAAAAAAACGGAUUGGGACUUUAAGCUGUGUCUCUGUCAGGAGGAAGAGUCCUCUGAUAAAUACCAGAGAAAUACAGAUGAACCAUCCUUUGAUUUAUAUUUAACACACUCUGCAGACACAGAGGAGUUAAACGUAGCAAGCCUGACUUUGGAGGGAUGAAAGCUUUGAAUUACUAAACCUGUGUCUACUAUUGAAGAACUGUGAAUACAGGACUGUGCAGUCCUCUAUAGAACAGAGUGGAUUUCCUCUUUCUUGGGCCUUUUUAAUUCAGAUAACAGAAUAAACAGAUAACAGGUCGAGAAUUUCCAGAGAAAUUUGACAAAUUCAGUGAUGAGCUUCUUUCAUUUCUGGUGAAAAGAAGCAGAAACUCUUCCUGUUUUUACUUGUGAGAGACUCAGCCUCUCUGAAGAUGUUCCUCCAGGUGUUUUGAAGCUUAAAACAGCUUUUUUAGGGUUUUGGUGCCCCUGUUCUAUCUGUCCUGAAUAAUAAAAUGAGACUAUAUUUCACGUUUUUCAGUUUUAAGGUUAAACUUGGGUUGUAAUAGUAAUUUGUGAGUUCUUAAUCUCUGAAAAAUGAUAGUAACAGCAUAUCAGAAUCUGAAAAUCAUCUGCAUUCAUAUUUUGAAUUGAUGCCACUCCUGCAUCAGCUCAGUAUAUGCCUCGAUGAAUCAUGCAUGCACUCUUGCUUUUGUUUUCUACAAUAUCCUACCCUGCAUGAAAUAAUCCAUCAUUAACCCUUCAUUUACUCUCUUGGCCUCCAUCAGGCGUCUCCCUAAUACAUUCUGCAGAGAAUGUGAUUAUGUAGCUACAGUCCUAUUUCCUGGAGACUGUUUUGUAUUCACAGUCAGCCUGGAAGCUGUUACAUGCUGCUACCCCCACACUGGAUUUAAUUUAUUAAUCUCUGGACCACACAUAUGCCGUACAUACAGAAUAUUAUCUGGGAUUCAUAUUGCAGUCACACGCUUUCAGUCUUAGAGCAAACCUUAGCUAAUCCUCCCUGGACUUAAUUUACUGCCAUUGUUUACACACUGCUAUAAUUGCGUCUCUCAUUUAGUAUUUCACAUUAAUUAUUGAAUGUAAUUAUAUUUUGUUUAUUUUUAGCCAUGACAAUGUGUAGUAAUAAAUAGAGGGCCUCAGCAGGAGGAAAUCAAUUUGCUGUUUGAUUUCUUCUCAGUGCACUAACCACAUUGUGUCAGGCCUCGUCAGGAUUCUAGCAGCGUCACAGCAGAGUUUGCAGACUGAAUCACAAAUGCGCCACCUUCAAUCCUCCCAUUUUUAAAAUGAAGCAGGUGUUGCCUUUUUUUUUUUUUUUUUUACCAAUCCUCUGCUUCACUCUCUCUCCUUGGCCUUUCAAAUCAAGCCAGACAUCUGGGGAAUUAUGGCGUUUGUGUUUCCUGCAGGUGAGCCGCUGCGAGAAGUUUGGAUACGGUGUGAUGGUGACUCAGGUGGCUGCGACCGCUCCAGGGGUGGUGGCUCUGCACAGCUCAGGUAGGCUUGAACUAACUAACACAAAAACGCUCGACAGGUGUGAUGCUCCAGGGCUGCGAGGUUGUUUUUGCCCUGUUGGCGUAAAGCAAACUCCCGGUGACACUUUGUUGUUAAUGAUUAGAGGUCAUUGACUUGCAUGUAGAUGGCUGGAUGGAUCUCCACCUGCUCCUGUUGUUAAAAAAACAAAGCCAAGGAAGAACAUUUAUGAUUAUUACUUCAUGGAAAUGCACCGAGAUACUAAGGCCAAAUAACUACCGCAUCUGCAGAGCAAGAGGAUUAAUAUGAUGAUUACUACUUCGAGGAAAUUAUGCGCUGCACUUGUAGACUGCUGUGUAUUGCUAUUGUGCAGUCGUUACUAAAGUUGGUAUAACUAGAGAAGCAAGCAGUCGGCAACAUUCAUCUCUCAAGGGGGUGUCUAACUCUGUGUUAUGGGGCUCUAUUUUCGUGCAACGAAACAUAUAUGCAACUUUAUGUGAGUGUCUUUAUUUGUGGAAAAGGGUGUUUGUCUCACCAGUGGGUCCAACCUUACACUCACCAAAUCCCUCUGUACUUAUAUGAGAGAGUGUGGAGGACGCCCUCUGCAGCGUUUACAGUGACACUUGUUGAGGGGCUGCCUUCUGUCGCCAUCGUGUGGCAUUACUGUCUUCAGACAUCUCUUGAUCUCUUUGACUACUUCACAAAAACUGUAAUACGCCUCGCCGGUGGCGGAUUUAAAGGUGAGGAGAUGAGCUAAUUUGAUUGGCGAAAACAGGUCCCGGCUGUGUUAAACCCACUCCACGCCCUCUCUACGACUUAUGCCACUGGGAGGAGCUGAGUUAGGGAGGGGGGAAACUUACGUCGGGCUGCGCCGCUCACCAAUAUACCAAAAUGUGCUUGGGCAGCGAGGCGUGGUGGUGGACCUGACUUACACCGUGCCUACGCCACACCUUGCCUCCAGCGAUGAACGAAAAUAGAGCCCAUGGUGUGUUUGACCAUAACUUAAAUUUAUUCCGGAAUAUUCCUUUAAAUUACAGAAAAGUGGUUGUAUUAUCAUACUAAGGUCUACAUCCCCAGUGAAGUCCAAAAAUGCUUCUAUAUCGCAUAAAAUUUCAUGCAGUUUGAAGGAACUUCAUUUGUGGAGUACUUAAAGAAGUGUGAAUACAUUUUGGGAACACAACAUUUCUGCACAAUCUGUUCAAAGUACUAUCGAUUCAGAUGUGUGUCACUGAGGCCACACCUCUGCUAGACCAAACCACAAAGAACAGCAGAGAUUCUGACCUCUGUCUGAAGUGGAAACUCACAGUUUUGGAAAGUUUAAAGAGUGUUGUAUAUUUGUGAUGUCUCCUGUCACCCUCCUCGAAACUCACACAGCGCUGUGGGAAUCUCAUCUGUCAACCGAGCUGUUGUAGUUAGUGUCAAAUACCUGACUAAAAUUAAGCUCCUCAGCAAAAAGAACUCUUACACAUAAAUCAGCAUGAUCAGGAUUGAUGAUAAAGCCAAAACCUGUUAUAGUUUCCUUGCAGUGACUUGCUUGUAUUGACAGCUAGUAGUUGCAAGUCUUCUAGUAAACACCAUGUGAAUCUUUUUUUGACAUUUAUGGAGAAUUGGCACUGAAAGAAUGAAAAGUUAAUAAAUAUAAACAAAAUGGUGUAAGAUUGGGCCACGAUUUGUAAAAUCAAAAUGUACUGAGUCAGGGGUUCCAAGCCUCUUUGAAAACAUGUCAAACGGGUACUGUGAGGAUCUCUGAAGAAGUGCCAGAGGUUGUGAGCAGCAGAAUUAUCAUCCAGAGCUCUGCACCUUAAUGAGAAGACAGUUCAGACUUUAUUGCACUUUACUAAACUUCUGACCAGGGUGCGCCCAGAAAAGCAAGACAGAUGCCAAUUUAGCUAAUUUAGAUGAUGCUACUGUUAGCAGUCAGUAGGGGGAGCUCUUAUUGUUCUGACUUCACUGUUAUGGAGCUGUCUUGUUACCUGUUUUAUGUAGAAAUAGAGAAAACUGUACAGUCUAACAUUUAUAAUGUAAGUCAAUAGUAAGAAUGUGCUCCAACAACUGAGUUUAGCUAUUGCAAAUUCUGCAGCCUUACCCUGAUGUGAUUUAAUUUUCCUUGUUUUGUACAUUUAUUAUUGUGCACUUACACCCAAAGGAAAUGUCCUUGUAUGUGAAAAACCUUCUGAGCCAUCAAUUUGAUUCAUACUGCGAGCCGCCAUCAGUGAAGAAAUGUAAAUCAGAUCUUAAUAUAUGUCUCAGAGUCAUAUUUAUAUACCAUGUAGCGGUAGUAAAUCAUACCUGAAUGAAUUCUAGAUGUCAGCGGCACAUUAAUGUGAGAUGGAAAGGAGGCUUAUACAUUUGCAUGAGUGUGGAGACGUGCAUAGAAGCAUUCAAUUUGUGAGGGUGCAAGUGUGAAAUUAAAUUGUUGAUGUGGGACUUAGAAACUCUGAUGUAUUGAGCGAAGUGGUUUGGAUGUUGAUCAUACAGGGAGAUAUAUGACGCCUUCUCUGUUUUCUUGCAGAUGCAUAUCAAAAAGCAGCUAUCAGUUUGCAUGAUACACAUCAGCUUCUAAAUUCGUCAAAUCAUGCAUUUUAUAAUCUUUAAAGUGCUAAUUCAAACCUCCGGUCUGAUGUCCUGUUCCAGGUUUUGUCCGUGCGCUGGUGCUAGAGCUGUGGUCCGCUCUGGAGUGCGGCACUGAAGAUAUAAGGGUGGUCCGCCCCAAGCCAACGCCCAUGGACCCCAUAGACAGGAGCUGCCUCAAGGUAUUUAAGAGUAGACAUGGAAACAUGAGCCAUCAUUUUCAGUCUGAAAUUGAAGUAGACUUCUACAAAACUUCAAAUAAUCCACUAGGGCUGUUUUACAGUUUAUCGAGGGGGAUCGAAAACCUGUUUCAGAGAAUAUGCUCACAAAAAUAAAAAAACUUAAAAUAGCUCAAAUAUCAUCAUGUGGUUUUUCAAAUGCUGGGUGCUCCAUAUUUAUGCCUGACAAUUAUUCAGUUCUGUCUGCAGAACAUGCCGUUCCUGCUCCUCUCCCGGCUCUCCUGUGUAGAAGACAAAGGUCCAUAAUCUGUGACAUUCUCGUGCACCCAAACUUUGUUAUGCACAGAUCUGAGCUGAUGAAGAUGAAGUUUUUUGAAGUAUUUUUUGGGCGAAUUUGCCUUUUUUUAUUGAUAGUACAGAGUGAAAUGUGGGGAGAUGGGGGCAGCACAUGGUCGGGACUCAAACCCAUGACCGCUGCUGGGACCAUGGUCCCCAAACAUGGGGCGCGUGAACCCACUUGGUCAUCUGCGCGCCCCUGAAAGUGAGAGCUGUCUUAGGGGAAGCGUAAAGGUCUUGAUUAUCAUAUCGUGAUCAGUCUUAAUUGAAAUAGAGAGAAAGUUUCAGGAGUUCAUUUGUGAAAGAGCUUUUAUUGAUGCGCACAGUUAUUAGCUAAGAGUGAAGUUGAGAAUGAGCCCUACUGGCAGAGAACUAGCAGAAGUUUUGGCAGAAUCUUCCGGUUCAGUCCAGGACAGUAUGAAACCUUCAUUUGAAGCCUGAGAGUGUCUGCGUGUGUCUGAUUCUGGCCUCUGACAGGCGCCAAGUCUCCUCUCUCUGAGAAACUAUCCAAGUGAAUAUGAACAGUCGCUGAAGUGUGACCUGUGCCCUGCCACUGGUGACUGUAAAGCUCCCUUAUCAGAGGGUCAGCUGCCAGGUUACAUACUUAAAGUCAGAACCUUCAAGCCCAUCCCUGCCAGCCUGGCCCCAGAGCUGAGUUUGUGUUGAAGAGAUAAAACGUAAAGUCGGAAAUACCUGUGAUCACGUUUGGCGCCUUAAACAAACUCAACAUGCAGCGCAGAGAAUCAACUCUGCUGUAUGCAUGGAGGCGAGGUUAGGGGAUUUGUAUGCUGGAGUACAUCAGAAAAAAAAACACAGGCAGACAGAGAAUAAAACAUGUCAGAGUCUGUAAUAAACCUUUUGAAUGAUCAAACAAGCUGGAGCAGAUCAAAAGAGACAGACUUAGAAAAACACACCUUUAUAUAUUUCACAAUCAGCGCAGCAGUUCAAGGCUUUAUUCUUUCUUUUAAGCUGGUAAAUUGAAUUGAAAACUGACUUUUAAACUGACGUGAGUGUGUUCAUGUGCAUUCUUCAGGCUUGUCCUCUGAUUCCCUUGUAUUUCUCAGUUCUCUUCAAUUAAAUGAUGAAAGCGGGACGACUUUAUUGGUUUAUUGUUCUCAGGUUGUUUCUAUACUUGAAUGUUUGGACGUCCUUUCCCAAUGAAGGUGUUCAAUUGUGGACCAGUAUCUUUUUGCAGGAUGUUUUCGUCAGUAGGGACUCCAUAACCAAAAAUUUCACCUAGGGUUUGACAUGAUUUGUCUUUUUUACACCUCCUGUGUUUCCAGUCCUUCCUGUCCUUGGUCAACCUGCUCUCCUCCUCUCACUCGGUGUGGGAGCUGCUGGGCCGACAGCCGCUUGCCAACAAGAGUGAAUACACCCUGAGAGAGAUGCCAACUUCCAUCCCUGUGAGUGUUUUUCACCCACUGCUGUCCCCAGACACGCAGUACCUCUUUCAGCCACUUGAGGGCAUGUUUGCACUUUUUAUUUUGCUGUUUAACAUCCACCGCCCACUCAUUUGCUUUACCUCUCGGAAGCCUCCUCCUCCUCCUCUGUUUAAACUCCCCGUGCACUUAAGCUGAUGUACAUUUCUCACCCAACACACUGUAAAUACUCACACGCUUGUCUUUUCACACUUCAUCGGCGUUGUCGUUCUUUCAAAAAGCUCCUCUUUUACUCCACAGGAUUUGAUUGACAGGCUGAUCGCUGUGAAUUCAGAUGCAAAGAUUCAUUCCCUCUUCCACCACGAGCAGUCUCACACAUUCGGCCUGAGGUGAGAUUGGUAUUUUUUCUCCCAUGUUACUUGUCAUCAGCGGGGAGCACAUGGCGUGGGAUUAACACCUGGUGACCACAUACACACACACACGCACACAUUUAAGCUCCUGGCAGCAGCAGACUGACAUGGCUCUCCAUACUUUGAUUACCCUGCGCUGAAAAGCUGAUGAAAGGAUUUCUGUGGAUAAGACAGAGACAUGCUGGCCUGUGUGCAUAUAUGUGUGUGUAUGAGCAUGUGUGUGUGUAAGAGAGCAAGAGUAUUUCUGUAUUUAUGAAGAACUGACAUCAUAACAAGUGAGACGAGUAGCGAAGAGAUUGAAGAAACUCCUCCGAAGUGAAAAGCUUUCUUCAGUUUUCAGCUCAGGCUGAGGUAGAGUAGAGACUGCAGCGUAACUUAAACAGACUGAGGGCUUUUUACCGCUUCUGAAACAGAAUCAAUUCAAUACUGAUACUCUAUAUGACCUACAGAGGCACGCCAGACAGUCUGUGUGAAUUUAAAAAAGAGAUUUAUACUAUAUUAAGCAAAGCCCUCGUUUUAAUGACUUGACUUUAUCUAGUUAUUGAUGCUAGCUAGCGGGUGGGGUGGCCUCACCAGCUUUGCAACUGACCCUAUCUUUGCUGUCAGUUUCUCAUACAAUUAAAUAAAAUGUCUUAUUUUAAUGAAAUACACAGUAAGAUGUGGUUGAAAGCAGUUAAUGACAGCUACUGUAUUCAUAAUGGAUUAAAGUCCCAAUCUGUUAAUUUUUUUUUUACUACUUAAAGUGUUCUCAGUGGUCUUUAAAUUAUGAUUAUGAAGUUUUUAACAAAAAUCAUAUUACCUGUGUCAUUUCCAAGGACUUUUCUUCUGCAGAGCACCAGUUGCUCAUUAGCGAGUCAUCUCUGAGUCAUGGGCGGAGACAGCGCUUCUCUGCACACCCGUUAGCUGCACAAUCACGUUAGCUUACAGCCUAACAUUGCCGGUGUAGUAGAAGUGGCAGUUAACAUAGGAGCUAUUCAGCUCUUGGAUACUAAUGUCUUUAGGAACAUGAUGAACAUUAAUAUCAUAAUUAGCUUUCCUAUGAGUAUCCUGCCGUUUGGGUCUGCCAGAGAUUCACAGUGAUUUGAAUGAAGACAUACUCGGAAAAGCAAUUUCGAAUUUAGUCUUUUCGUAAUAUGUCCUGUAGCAUCAGAAAAAUGCUGUAUGAACAUGUAGACAACAAGAAAAACAUGAUUUUCGUCGGAGUGGGUCUUUAAUAAACUAAACCCUGAUGCAGGCAUUAAAAUAGAGAAUAGAACAAGUUUAGGCAGGACAUAACAUCAAGAUCAGCUGAAUCUUAACACCAGGUCAUGUCAGGUGACAGCUCAGUCAAUCCUCUUUUGUAAAUGCCAUAAUGGGUGCUCCAUUCAAACUGCUUUUGCCUGCCUGCUCUCGCUGCUUCCUCUGCCUCAGCUCUGACUAAGGUCUCUAUUUCCUGUGUUUCUUUGUCAUACGGUAAAGAUUUUAUUUUUUAUAGCUGAGGCAUUUUAAAGAUCGUCAUUAUUCAUUUUCCUGCACAUAAAUACAUAUUAACAUCACCGAGACAAGUGUCUCAAAGCUGCUUGAAACCCAACAUUGUAAAGCUGAGCUGAAAAAAAAGGUAAUAACUGUUCAUAUCUGUCUGGAAAAAGCUACACUGCUUAGCUGAGGGAUCAAGUUCAGUUUCUUGUUAAGAUUAUUGCGCUACUGUCACCAAAAGUGUGUUUAAGACGAUAUAAGUUAAUCCAUGCAAAUGAAUAUUUCCCUCCCUGCACAUUCAGGUGUGACUUGCUCGUGUUUGCAGCGUUCAGGCGGCUGCUGUGGAUUCCUUCACCUUCUCUGGGGUUUUUCUGAAUCACAAUAGCUCCAACUUGUUUGGAACUGUGCUGACUCACUCGCUCUGUCUGUGUCUGUCAGUCAGCCCACUUCCAUUAACAUCCAGAAGCAGAGUGAAAGGAACAAGAUGCUCUGUUCGUUUACCAUCCGGACUGGCGGAUUAACAGACAAAACCUCACUCUGUGCCGCUGUGUGUGUCGCUUAACACGCUCAAUGUAACAUUUUCCAGUUGAGAAGUUGCACUGUAUCAUGCACAUUUUGAGGUAACUUAUACUCCUAACAACCCGUAACCUCAGAAGUAAUCUCUUGCAUAAUUUCUCAGCCUUGAGCACGUCACUACUUUCACAGAUGACUUUCUGAUGAAGCCAACAGCCGAGCCCAAAACCUCUUACAUGAGUCCUUUUGAACACCGUAUCACUCACAAUACUCUGGUGCCUGUUUUUAUUCGAUUUUCUGAUUAUCCACAGCCUGAGGGGAUGUGGCAGUGCGGUAUAGUUAAGUAUAGUGCUUUAUUGAUCCCACAGGGGGAUAUUGCUUUCCGUAGAGCAGCUACUUCAUUCAAGGACAUUGGGCUCAUUAAUAAGGAAUGUGUCAAAAGGAAUGUAUGAAUUAAAAAGCACAAACGAGUAAGCACAGGGGAGAGCAGAAAUAGGUCAAGAUAGCAUUAGAGAUGAGAUUGUUUUUAUGUUGACAGUGUAAGAAUGUGUUAUGGAAGGGGAGCAGAUGUAGGCAGGUGGGGAGAAGAGAGCAGGGAGAGGAGCAGGAGGAGGAAAACAGGGGGAAGAGCAGGUGGAGAGAGGAGAGCAGGGAGGAAGAGGGGAGGAGAGCAGGGAUGAGGAGAGAGGAGAGCAGGGAGAGGAGCUGGAGGAGAGCAGGAGGAGGAGCAGGAGAAAAGAGCAGGGAAAGAAGAAGGAGGAGGAGGGGAGCAAGGAGAAGGCAGGAGAAAGAGAGAGGAGAGCAGGAGGAAGAGCAGGUGGAGAGAGAAGAGCAGGGAGAGGAGCAGGAGAAAAGAGAGGAGAGCAGGGGGAAGAGCAGGAGAAGAGAGGAAAGCAGGGUGAAGAGCAUGAGGAGGAGAUAGGAGAGCAGGGGGAAGAGCAGAUGGAAAGAGAAGAGCAGAGAGAAGAGCAGGAGGAAAGAGGAUAGCAAGAAGAGAAGAUGGAGGAGGAGGGGAGCAGGAAGGGGGCAGGAGGAAGAGAGAGGAGAGCAGGGGUAAGAGCAGGAGGAGGAGAGAGGAGAGCAGGUGGAAGAGCAGAUGAAGCAGGAGGACAGCAGGGAGAGGAUUAAGAGGAUGAGAGAAGAGAGCAGGGAGGGGAGCAGAAGGAGGCAGGAGAAUAGAGGAGAGCAGGGAGAGCAGCAGCAGGAGGAGAAGAGAAGGGGGCAGAAAGAGGAAUGAGGACAGAGGAGAGCAGGGAGAAGAGCAGGAGGAGGAGAGGAAAGCAGAGAGAGGAGCAGGAGGAGAGAGCAAUGUGUUAUUAAGUUUGGAAAAAAUUGUUACAGGAUAGUGGAGCAAACCUUCAAUGCCUCUUGACUCCAGAAAUAUGUUUUUCUCAUUCCACAGUUGGCUUCAUUGCAAUCCUAAAGUUGUGAUUCACCCAGUUUUGCUUUUUGUCCUUAAACAUACUUCCAACUUUAGCAGUUUUAUCUUUUAUCAAGCUUUUCCGAGAUCCCCUUUCUAAUUACCUCCCCUUUUUUACAAACUUUUUCUUCACUGUGCUUUUUUUAGAAAAAAAAGACAUUUUCUACCUUAAUUAAUUUUUGACUGUCUAAAAAAAUGAAACAGAUACUUUCGUAAGUAGUUCAAGGCAAACUCCUUCAUUAGUUGAAAAGUUAAAAACGUUUUUGCGUCACAGCCGGAUAAUUAAAAACAAAACUAUUGACUGCACCCUGAUCUGCACUCAGGGUCAAACAUUCACAGUCGAUACACAUUUGUGUUGUUAAAAAUCAUGCAGCUAUGAUGUUAAAGAACUCCAAUAAAACUGAGUGUUUUCACCCUCUGUGGGAAAUUUGUUCCCUUUGUUAAAAAAAAGCAUAAACCAGCUCAGGCAUCAGAAGCAGCUGCUUGUGUUUCAUCUUCGUCAGAUGUCAGGAGCUCAGAUCUCCCCUACGGUGUGUCAUUAUUUGCUUCAGCAUUUUCAUGCUACACAGGAUCGUUGGCAUCAUUCGGUCACAGGCAGUGUGAAAAAGUUAGAAGCGGUCCAAAGUGUGGCUAUAUUCAACCAAAGCUAAAGAUAGAAAUGAAGCAAAAUGCAAUUUAUUUUGCAAAAUACGGCUUGCAAGGGGGUGAACUCAACCCCCACGGCCAAACACAUCAGCAUUGUGCAUCAAUUCAAGCCUAAAUUUGGUACAUUUGACUGUCUGAGGCUUGAAACAACUCCCUCAACUUUGGCUGCUGCUCUCGCCGCUGCAGGGCUGCCAUACUCCUCUUCACCCAAAGCAGCCGAGGUGAGCACAGCCAGACUUUAGAGCAAGCCCUGUUAGUUAAAAACUAUAAUUGAAGUCAAUGUUUGGAUACAUGAUGAAACCAGCAGGAAAAAGCCACUGAGCUAACUAACCAAGGUGAUAUAUUGGAACGCUGUGAGGUGUUCAAGGUUGGCUGAGUAAAAACUUGCUAAGGAAAAAGUAACUAAGUAAAACUAGAGCAAUGCACAGGAAGACAAGUCGAACCAGGCCUGUGAAAACGUUCUGUCAUCUUGUCUUUCUACCUAACAACAGAAAAGACUUGGUAGUGGUAUCGAUAAGGACCUGUUUGUGUUUGUUCUAAAUACAUGUUAUAAAUGAGGGGAACCGGUUCUUUAGGUGACAUUCAAAGUUUCUUCAUGACCAUUAUAACUGGAUGGAUGAUAAUUGAUCAGCUGGAAUACAGAUUUUUCAUAUAAUUUGGUAUUUUUUUGCUGAAAUGCUUACAAAUUCAGUUAUGCUGACACCCUGGUGACUAAACUGAUGUUUUCACUGAUCAGCAAAAAAAAAAAACACCAAGACUGACUCUAAUCCUGUACUUGAGAUCUGGAUCAGGACACUCUUUUUUUUUUUUUUUUUCAAAAUAUGCAUCUCAGGUUUAAUCACCAGCACCGCUGUCAAGCAAACACACUCAGAGCAUUUCUGAAGUGCAGCCCUCUUGGUUUCAAAAAAAAAAGAGGAAGAAGCACGAAUUUCCAACCCGCUUGAUCUCCAGAAGCUAAUGAGAGCUAAAAUCCCUCAGCCCUUUUCCUCUCUGCUGAAAGCCUCUUUGUUGUCAUCGCAACCAGCACUCUUCCCUCUCUUUCUCUCUCCUGUCUGGAUUGUUCAGAUGCCUUUAUCCCCCUCCUGUUGACGGCUCCAAACAUGUCGAGUGUGUGCUGGUGCAAAACUUCACACAUGAUUUGAUUUGAUUUUUGUUUUUUUGUGUCAGCCGCAAAAUCUCCACUAAGUGCUGGAGACAUUAUUAUGAAUGCGGUCACUACCGCUUUCUAAAUAUACCAGCAAUCAGACAAGGACGGAAACACAUGCAACAAAUCUAGUUAUCACUGACAGCCUCUGUGCUCUGAAUGAGCUGAAGGCUGUCAUGGUUUUUACUGCAGCAGCAGUUUUGAGACAAUGACAAUAAUGUUGUCAUUGCCUGAGUGUGUAAAGGGUCUUAGUUUAAGAUGCAGAGCUGACAUAUGAAGACUGAAAGAGGUACAUAAAAGCAAGGGUAGGAACAGGAGCAGCCUCUCAGUACAAAUGCAGCUUUUUGUCAUACCCUCCUACAUCAGCCCACAUCACAUUUCAUGUCCAUAGCAUGUGAUGUAUUAGAUUUAUGCAUCUUACAAUUGAUUAACAGGUAAAUGACUGUUAAGAACCCACUCAAACGUAUAUUCUUAUUCAUCUUUCUAUCACGCAGAGAUAAAUAACACACAGUGUCAUAAUUUAUUCAGCUAUAAGGGUGCUUUUUUUAAGUUUAAAGCAUGUUCCGGCUCAAAUCAACUGUCCAGAGAUGCUCAGUGUGGAGCUGCAGCUGUGCACCAGGUCUCCACAAGCUCUUCUUUUGGGCAGCAAUACACAACACCUGCCACUCACUAUACUGACAUAAAAGUUGCACACUUCAGGACAUGCGGAGAAACUUUCUGACUGACACCCUGACUCAUAGAUUGUAUAUAGAAUGGACGCCAUCUGCCUCCUCGCUGGGUGAAGCCACCCUGAGAACAGCACCCUCUGGUGACGGGCUGCAGUAUAGGUCAUAAAUCUCUCCUCCUCCAGCAAUCCCUAUGGAGCUGUGGGAAAACUUGAGAAAUUUAUUACACAGAAUAUACAUUUUUCUCCCCCCUGCUUGCAAUGUUGACAUGUAGUUCCUGUAAGAUUGGUUUGUGCUCAAGUUCUGUUUUUUUCUCUGCAGCUCCAUUUUUAAGGUUCGUGUUUUCUAUGAUUGACACUUGAUACAGCCUAUGGGCAUAUGAAGAUUGUGUAGUUCACCCAGGGGAUACGCUGUUUGAGCAGAGUGUCAUUUCAGCGACUCUUGGCUACUCUCCCGCCGAAUGUAUACAAUUCUACUGCGCAAGUGGUGGAGUGCAUAAAAUGCAACUUAGCAAUGUUGGUUUCAGUGAGUGGAGAAAAAAUUGCAGGAAUACUGAGAGCUUUUCGGCUUCAAAUCCGUAUACUGGUGGAAGGUGGAACCAAGUUGUCCAUAAUGUAUGCAGUCUAUGCCCUGACCAUGUGGGCAUGCUUUUUUUUCCAAGAACACUUUUACUAGAAAAAGGUAAUGAAAGUUAACAGUGACAUCAGCCAUGUGAGGGUUGAUGCCAUUCAUGUCAAAAUGUCGCUUUCCAUUAUGUUGCUGGGAAAAAUGUAUGAUUUAGGGAAGAAAUGCCCAUGGUACUGCGCUAUUGUAGAAAAACAUAGUUUUUUGGUAUGGGUUAUUCUGCUGUUUGACAAUCUGCAAUGUGCUAAUACAUGCAAUGCAAUUUUAUAAACAGAUUCACAAGUUUUUUAAAAAAGAACUGGAAACAUGCUAUAGGUGUUAUAACAUGCAGGUAACCCCUGCACAAACAGCAAAUCUCCUGCAAAUACACAAAUGACGCAAAGUUAAUCAUUUAGGAUUAGAGUGUUAAAGUCGUGUUUUCAGAGGUGUCGCAACUCGUGCAUGUGUACAUUCUAUGGUCAUAUCACAGAUAGAUACACAUGUUUCCUGCAUAUGAUGAGGGAAUGCGCAUGACUUCAGAUCAACAUGUAUCGUAGAUUAUGCUGCAUUCCAGUUACCUCAGAAGUCAGAUGUUGGAGCCGGGAAUGACGUUACACCCGAGUUGGUGGCGUUCCAGUAAACAAGUCGGAAAACCAAGAUGGACGCCUACUGUUAGUCGUUGUUAGCUGUUGUUCACAGUUGUCAGCGGUCGUUAGCCGUUGUCAGUUGCUGUUAGCCGUUGUUGGUUGUUGUUAGCUGUUGCUCACAAUUGUCAGCGGUCGUUAGCUGUUGCCAGUUGUUGUUAGCCGUUGUUAGUUGUUGUUAGCUGUUGUUAGGGGUUGUCAGUUGUUGUUAGCGGUUGUCAGCUGUUAGUUGUUGUUAGCUAUACCAGUUAUAAACAACACAUAACACAGUAUUUUACUCUUACAAACACCAUAGCACUGUGUUCACAGUUAGAUGUCGGGCAGUACAACAUAUACCACUUAUUUAACUUCACAAAAACUAAUCAAUAAUAAAUUACAAGAGCUUUCACUGUUACUCUUAACUGUUGAUGCACUGCGCUGCCAUCUUGGAUUUUGAUGUUGUCGUCAAGUCAGGGUUGGUGAGGAUCGUCUGACUUUCCGACUUCAGGGGGGCGUUCCAGAUUAAAUUUCUAACUCGGAGCUCAGAAAUCCUGACUUCCGAGUACAACUGGAACACAGCAUAAAUCUUAGAUGGUGAGAAAGUGGAGACGGCUGAUGUCUCCACUCUGAUGUGACUACUGCACUUGUACACUUUGCAGUUGUGGUGUUCAGAUGCUCUAUCGUCUAGCCUGAAUGUGUGUUUCUUUUUUAAAUGUUGCAGUUUAUUAGCAGAGCACCUUAACCGUCUUCUGUUCAUAAAAAGCCAUCAGUAUAAAUUCAGUCUGUUUUUAAAACACACAAAGGCUCCUCAUUGGAGGUUUAAUGCUCUCGGUGUUCUGCAGCAUUAGUAAUGCCAGUUUAAGAGACUCCUCACAGAAUAGGAAAAUUUCAUGGUGUUGUUAAGAGCUCAAGUUAAGCUUCUGAUAAAUGUUAAUAAAUGCUAAUAAAUGCUAUACCUGUGGUCUUUUUAUUGCCUUCUGGCUGGUAUUUAAAGCAGAGAAGUGUACUGUCUCCAUUUAUAUAGUAAAAGCUGAUCUUGCAGUUACUCAUCAGUAGUCUUCAGCACCGCUUCAAAACUUACUGGAUGGUAUAUCUUCCCUAUCUCCACACUUCCAGUGGUUUUCUUUGCAUUUUUGCUCUGUUUAAUGAUUUUAUGAUUGAUUUAAGCAGGCCCUCUUGACUCUCAGAGAUACAAGCCUCCCGAAUGGCGCUUACAUAAAGAUGACCAUUUUGCAUCUUGCCUAAAGCAUGACUAAUCAAUCAGGAGCAUGAUCAUUACCCAGACUGGCAGGGAGAUUGCUGCUCCAGAUUGGUUUGUACUCGUGUCGUCUGAUGCAUGUGGCUGCGUCAUUGAUGGAGUAAUCAUUCAUCAUGAACGGGCGUUUCGACGCACGUCUUUCACUUGGAGAUAAAGUGAGAUGUAGUCCUUGUCAGAAUGAAUGACAGCAACUUUAAUUCUCAGGUGAGAUGACUGAAGAGUUUUAAACAAUCUUCCACAUCCAGCCACUGUGUUUUUCACUUGUGUGGAAGAUUAUUAUAUGAUAUUCAUCGAAACAGGAAGUAAUGUGGAUGAAUCAGGCUUGCUGUGGUCAGUUCAUCCUUGCUCUUUUUUCGUUGUUGUUGAAAAGCAGUUAAUGCCAAAUUAGCAGCACUCCCCACUGCCCUGCUUUGUGUUGUUAAUUAGCCUUCAUUCAUUAUCUACAUCUGGGUCUUUGGCAUCCUGUAGCGCUAAAUGUGCAUUUUUAAUUCUGCAAAGUCAUUUAAAUACUCGCGUACAAUUAAUAAACCUGCUGACUGCUUACUUUGGUGAAAGAAAUGUUUAAAAAAAAAAAGUCAGCAGGAGAACCUCUGAUCUCUUAUCAAAAGUGAAGCAGAAAUUAUCUCUAAUACUUCAAUUAAAAUGAGUCUUUUCAGCCAAUUUUGCUGAAAGUGCUGGACCUUGAAUACAGCAGUCAGCAGAGAUAAGAUAAAUUAAGAUUGUUGGUGUGUUACAGCAGCUUAAGGACAGAUAUAAAGAUGACUUAAAAGUGAGCUAGAAGGAUAAAUUAUAAGAUAAACUUAGAAUAAAGGAGGAACUUUUAAACAGUAAGUGCAUGUAACUUAGUGUCAUUUGAAUUUAAAGCUUAAUGGUUACCAGGCAAUCCCCUUUGCAGGUUUACACUGACAUAACUGUGCUGGUUUCUCCACAACACGAUGGGUUAAUGCCAUCUGCCCUCUGUGAUCAGGGUGGUAGAGUGUUUCAGCAGCAUGGCAGUGGACAUUAACCACAGCUUUGGCCUUUGUUAGUGGAUGCUUGCUGUGCUAUGGCAGGAAUUUCACACAUACAACGAUGAAAAUACUAUUAUUGUGGUAGUUAUUAGCAGGGGUCAUGACAUUUCAUCAAUCAGAUGGCUUAACACCAUCAAAAACAAAAAAUAUCAUUCAGUCAUAGCAGCAACAAAGACUGAGUAAUCACUCUGUAUGUUUUUGUAAUCGUUCAUCAUUUAUACCUCAGGUUUUUUUAUUUUUUUUAGUGCUCUUCAAAAAUUUCGUGUUUCUGUUUAAAGAGGGCUUUUUUGUAGGACUUUUUCAAUGCUGGACAUGAGAAGAAGAAGAACUUUAUUGAUCCCUGAAGGGAAAUUCAAUAGUUCACAGUAUUUGCAACUUAGGCGGCUGAAGAGUCUUUGAAGCUGUUAUUUUCACACACAAAAAAAGAAAUGUUCUUAUGCUAAAGUUGAAAGAUACUUUCUUUUUUUUUUGGCAAAUUUGUGAAAUAAAAUUUGUAUCAAAUUUGGUAUUGUAAUGAAAGCCUGAAUGAUGUAAAUGCAGGAUUUGCAAUUAUACAUAAACACAAGAAUAAUAUGGGUCCCUGGACCAGAUGGGUGCAUUAAUUACUAAAAACAAAAAACAAAACACUAAAUAAAGAUCCUACUACAGUUUAUAAUUAUAGAAGUAUACAUCUAGAUUGGCUGAUGGGCUAUUGGCAUCACUGUUAGUCUUAAUCAAAUCAAUAACCCUGUUAGAAAUGACAGAGCAACUUGAUAAAUGAUAUAAAUAUGGAUACAGGCUGAUAUAAGACUUAUUUGGGGGAAAAUAAACUCAGUGAAACUGACAUUUCUAUAAGCUGGAAGUUAAUUGAUCAAACAAUUAUUAUAGUAAAUAGUUUGCAGAUGACUUGAUGUUGAAAAUAAGUAUUAGUAUGUUUGCACUUCAGGUAAAAAGAACAGUAAAGCAGUGGUUUGAGAAAGUUGCUGCUCUGGACAUGUUGACCUCUGAUUGUACAGUCAGUCUUCACUGCAGCUGAUAGAAACAGCCCAUCAAGGAUACAAACCAGAAGGUUAGGGGGAAAGGAUUCCCUGCUGCUUUGUCUCAAACAGAGCCGGGUCAGAGGGCCUGACAGACUCUCAGCCUCUUGCUGUGCUGCUGACAGGCCGAGUGAGUACAGCUGUCAGUCAAACACAAACCCGAGCUCCUGCCUGGCAACGUCAGGAAAUGAGGCAGCUGUGGAAAAAAAGAGAGAGAUGUGUUUUACAAGGACAGACACAUCACACAACAUGCCGAGUUUAACAUCGCAUCUUACGUAAGCACAAGGACACAUGCUAUUAGAGAGUGAAGUGACAUUUGGUGAAAAACAGGAAAGAGUUGUUUUUAAACACCUUUAAACAUGUUAAAAUAACCCUGACGUUCCUGUUUGCUCUAAAAACUUCAUUUAAAAAAUGGUGAGAGGCUCGUUAUUGUGAUAGUGAGGACAGAUAUCAAGCUUAACACCAUGAAAAAAACAUCAAAAAUUACAGCAAUGAUAUACUCUAGUACUAAACUAUUUAAUGUACAUGCACAGUUAACCCCCAAUUUCCACCGCAUCCAAAACGGCUACAGAGAGGCCAUAUCCGCCAAUUGUAACUGAUUGUAACCAAUUAAGUUAAUGUGUCAAUUUCCGCUGGCCUCUUUCCGUUCUGCUGCGGAUCACUGGACUCCGCAGCUGACCGCAAGAGUUCUAUUUUAAAAUUAAAAUAAAUUCAGCAUAGAUUAACUCAUGCUGGAAAGGAAGUCGGGCACAGAAACAAAAUAAAACAUCCAGCUUCUUUUCAAAAUAAAACACUCUGUGUUUCAGGCGGAUCGUAUUUCACACCAUGCAAACGGGCAGCGACGAACAAGUGAAAGGUUUAUAGACAGCAUUUCACCCUGUUUACACCAUGGAUGAGAGGAUGCUGAUUUUGUAAGUCUAGAAGUGGAUUUCCACCUCUGGAGGACACAAUCCACUACUUAUAUGGUUAGCCUAUGUGGCUAAUGACAACUUUUUAUUGCGGGAUUGCACGUGAAUCUGCGGGUUCUUCUAAAUUCCCACGAUUCCUGCUGUCCGUAAUCUGCCACAAAAUUCGCCUUACAAAUGGAUCCGGUAGGAAUUGGCGUACGGCAAAAAUCACCACCGUUCCGAAUGCAGUGGAAAUCCCGGGUAAGACGCGCUAUGGUUUUUGCUUGGUUAGGUUAUUUAAUUUGAUUACGGCCCUUUUCCCAGUUUACAAGAAUCAGUUUCUUGAAGGAUAUGUGCCUCAGUACCUUGUUCAGCUUUCAGUUACUACUGGGCUGUUUCCCAGUUGGCCUACAUACCAAAACAAUCAACAAACACAUGAGCAAGAGGCGAACAGAUUGUAAAUGGAACAAUGUAAACACCACCCAGCUUCUUGGAAACACAUUAAUGCCAUUCAACUUCCUUGGUAGAAGUGCCCUCCAUGUACCCUGAUGUCACAUAUUUAGAUUGAAGUAAGUACAAGUUUCCUCUAUCCCAGCAGUAGACUACAUAAAACACACCAACAGUGCCAAUUCAAACAGGAAUACAGUAUAUUGAAGUGAAAUAUAGCAAAAAAACAAAACAAAAAAAAAAACAGGAAGAACUAAAAGCAUGACAAAUAUCAGCUUGAUGAGGAAAUCUCUCCUCCAGAGCUAAACGUAAUCUGGAUUACUUACACCCUCAAGAAUAUAAUGAAAAACAACAACAACAAAAAAAAAAAACCCUGUACUGUAAGCCCAGCAUCAUGAAUCCUAUUGUACGGGUGUAUCAUUACAUCCCUGGUAAACAGCUACUGUGGCAUGUUCAAUUUUUCAUCUUGUUAGUUUAAUCUGUUCUUCUGGCGAGAAAGGCUCUAAUCUUCAGAAAUGUAUAAUUAUUCUUCUAAAUUCUGGUUCUGUAGUGAUGAAAAGCCUUAACACAGAAGGCGUAUUUUCAAAUAUUUAAACUCACAUGCCUUUUUUGUUGUGUUUGUUUGUUUUUUAGUAAAGCUUAAGAAAGACAGAAAAUGAAGAGAGUGGAGUAUGACGUACACUUAGUAUUGCCAGAAUGGGGAAUAGAACCUAUAAGACCAGUGUGGUAAGGAUUUGAGUUUCUAUACAUUUGGCGCCUGAUCAGCAUCUCAUGAAAAGAAAUAUCCUAUUGGUUUCACCACUAACUUCAUGAAAUUACCUCUUUAUGGAUAUUUGAUGUUUUUAAAAGAGCACCCUCUAAAUGAAUUGCAGGGGCAGAGUGCAGGAAAGUAGAUACUAAACAUUAACCAGAUUGUUGUAGCCAGUGCUGCACUCAGGUUUCGCACAUACAGGAUCUAUCUAAUGGCCACUCAGACGACGUUAAUGUUUGAGAACGUGCGCACAAUAACUGGCAGAUCAUUUUCCUGCACUUAAGAGCUCUCUAGCUUCUUGCAAGAGGUAAUACAGGCAACUCAGAAUGUUUCGAAAGGCAUUAAAAGACAACAGGAAAGGUGGAAAAAAGCUGUUAUCAAGCAGUUGCAGAACCUUCUAGAAAGCUGAUUGCACAGUCUGUACAUUGACUCAUAUUAAAGGUAUAUUGAAUAUACCAAAUCUGGUAAUUUAACAUCUAAAAGUAUUCCCCCCAAUACUCUACUAAUAGGCUGUAAGAACCACCUUUUACAUUGGAUCAAAAACUAAGACCUACAGCUCACUUGAAAAGCAUUAAGAAUAAGAUUAAGAAGAACUGUAUUAAUCCCCGAAGGGAAAUUCAAUUGUCUGUUGUCUCAUUUGUCAUGUCUCUAAAGGUCAUCUACUAUUUACAGAAGAGUUGUACAGUCUGAUGGCUGUGGGUACAAAAGUUCUUCUGAAUCUUUCUGUCUUGCAGCAAAGAGAGAGUCGUCCACCACCAUUGGCCCUUUGGUCCAUUAAGGAGUUAUAAAGUGGGUGAUCCAUGUUCUUGAGAAUAGUCUCCACCUUCCUCAGUGUAGAUCUCUCCACCACAUCCUCCACUGAGUCCAACUUUAAUCCAACCACAGAGCCAGCUUUUUUCACCAGUUUGUUGUAAGUCGGGAUAAAUGCAGAGCUGUUCUAGAAUUUUAUCUGUUAUUUGAAUUUCAGAUCUUGUUUUAAAAACAUACUAAAAAUACUUUAAAUGUAAUAAAAUUAAUAAAAACUCCAAACUGAGAGGGACAUAGCUGCAAAGGUGGUUGAUUAUUUUAUCUGUUAAAUACAAAAUAAAUAAAUAAAUAAAAAGGUUGCCGCUUCAUACAACUAUAGACCGUGCCUUAAAACUCUCCUGGCCCAGGUCUCAUUUGGCAAACGCACAACAAUUUUUCUUUAUUAAAAUGUAUGCCUCUUCCAGUGCUUUUCUGUCGCAAGAUGUCCCCCAGGGUUCAAUGCUUGGUUCACUUCCUUUUUAUUCUCUACAUGCUUCCUCUUGGUGAUAUAAUAUGCAAUAUGCAAUCACAGUCUGCUUUUCCACUGCGAAAACAACAACAUCCACAUAUUCAUCUCAGCCAGUUUCAUCCCCACAUUCACAAACUGCCUUGCCAAAAUAAAACCAUGGAUGCAAGCCAGGUUCCUCUGACUGACUGAGAUAAAGAAGUUUUGAUGAAGUAAAAAAAAGUCACUGGUGCUUGAUCAAAAGAUUUUUCAAAGCCCUUUCUCUCUACAGGUGUUGGAUCAUACAAAUUUCAGAGUCUCAUGCGCUCCUGAGCCUAACAGGCUGCAUGAUCCUGGUGUCAUUACCAGCUAUUGAAAAUGAAGCAUGAAGCCUCUCUCGAGGCCUCCUACUUAACCAAGCUUACAACUGGCAGCAGAGAGCUGCUGGGGAAACACUCUGUUGACUGAUCCAGCAAUUCAAAUGGGGACUUUGUCUUUGUCUGCAGGUUGCACCCCGCUGUGCUGUGUCAUUCAAGUCUGAACUGCUGGAUGCUGAUGUUGUGAUUCUGUAUCUGAAAAUGCCAGUCCUCUCUGCAUGUUGACGUGUUGUUUGUGUGUUUUUGCAGACUGCUCAGCGUGCUCUGCUGUAAUCUGGACUCGUUCCUGCUGCUGGAGAGCCAGUACAACAUCUGCUCCAUGCUGCUGCAGAGUCAGGGGGAGGAUGUCACUGAGCCGGGCUCCAACGGAGGGUAAGAAACACAUUUAAGAAAUAAAAAAAUAAAAAAAGUCUUUUGUUGUGAUUUUCUUUCUUGUAUAAUUUGUGGCUAUGGGGAUUUUGUGUUGACUUUCUCUCAUCCUUUUGUGUCUCAACAAACGGUAAAUGUUUUAAUCAUUAGAGCAUAGUUUUCUUUGUGGCCGUGCUGGACUUUUUUCACCUAGAAUAUCACCUUCGUCAGUUUUUGAUACUUGUUUUACCAUCAUGACAGUCAUUUAUAAUUUGAAUUAAUUGAAAUUGUUGCCACUGGGAAAUCUUUUUGUACUUGUAUGAUGCCCGAAGGGUGCCUGAUAAUUGCCUUCCUAAUUUGCAAAGAAAAAUAAAUCAGAUUUUUAUCAAAGCUUUGCCAGAGAUAUAAGAUAAGAGGUUUCUAACUAGUUAGAUUUCAGUUUUUCAUUCUCUGUCUCAGUAACAGAGUUAUUAAGCUGAAUCAUAAUUAGAAGCAUAAUGAAUUUAACUUUUUAAAACAAAUGGCUGCUUUUCUUUUGAUCUGUUCAUGGGAUUAAAGAGAAAAAAGAAAACUAUGACCAUUUCUCAGCAAAAACAUUUGAUUUAUUGUCAUAAAUUUGUAUAAUAUUCAAACUUUCAGUGCUUUGAAAUGUUCAGAGAAAUACUUCAGUGUGCUGAGAUUCAUUUUUCUUUCUUGUUAGAACAAAAAGAAAGAAAAAUGGUCAGAUCAUAUCUGUGGAGCUUGUUAACUUUGUUUCAAAACUCAGAGUAAGAGCAGACAGUGCGUCUGGAUAUAAAACCUCUUUAAUGAAAGAGUUUCACCUGAAUCUUUAUUCUCUUACAGCAACAAAGGCUUCUCUUUCUUUCUUUCUUUCUUUCUUUCUUUCUUUCUUUCUUUCUUUCUUUUAUCUUGCCUUCCUUCAUUGCCUCCUUCCUUUAUUUAUCCUGCCCUUCUUUCUUGCCUCCUUCCUUCUAUCAUCCUGCCUUCCUUCUUUGCCCAGUUCCUACCCUUUUUCAUCCUACCUUCUCUUUCCCCCUUCUUUUCUUCCUAACCUUCUUCCAUUCUUUUCAUUUUUCCCUCUUUCCCUCAUCUUCCCUUUUUACCAUCCUUUCUUCUUACUUUCCUUUCCUCAUUCCCCCUUCUUACCCUUCUUUUUUCAUCCUUUCCUCCUACCGUCCUUUCCCUUACCUAAAUUUACCUCACUUUUCCCAUUCUUUUUUCUUUCCUUCACACAUCCUUUCUUACGUCCUUCUGUACUCCAUUCUACUGUCUUUCCCCCUUCUGUUCCUUCUUUCUAUCUUUUCUCUUUCUUUCUAAAAAGUAGGAUCAUAUUUUGCUUUGUUGAGAAAGGAUGUUUUGAGCCAGGGUGGAAAUGUAGGCGAUGAAGGUGGGAAUGUCAUGAACUGGACCUCUGUACAUGUGGUGGUCUUUCUCUGUCAGCUUAGCUUCCCUGGAUCCCCAUCAGGACCGCAGUUAAUGUUAUGUCAUAGAUGCUCCAGUACCUGGACUUUGCCUGUAAAGGUUUUUGUGAAGAACGGUUUAAUACAGCCCGAGCUAAGCUGAACUGUAGGAUGUCUCUUUUACACAUUUAGACGUUUCAGUAGCUCCCACAUCGAGCACGCUCAACAUGCACACAGUCAUAUUCUCUCUCUCUGUGUUCAGCAGAGGCUUUUUGCUCCUCUCUACAUCAUCCUGAUAUGACAGAACACUUUCAAAUUUAAUCAUUGCUCAGGAUGAGAAAUUGUUUGUUUGUUUUCAUUGUCACAAAUAAAAUGGAAUAAAGCGGAAAGCGAGUGAAAGGCCAUUUCUGAAAGUGGGUAUUGAAAAGCCCCUCUCUCCUGGUAAUGGCUGGCAGAGCUGCGGCUGUCGGUUAUGAAUGAAAAUGGCCCUGAAAUGCCAACUCACAUUGCAUUUUUGGAGAAUGACGACUUGUUAAUUUAUUCUCCCAUCUCCCACUCUUGCCCUCCCUUCUCCUCAUGCCCUUAUUAUCACCGCAGACAUCACAGGCUCAUUUUUUCUUUUGACAAUCCUUCCUUCCUCUGCUCUAUGUUUUUCAGGCUUUACAUUCUGACAUCUGGCUUUUUCAUCAUUUAUUUUCCAUUUUCUCCUUUUUUUUUACACCUUUUCUUCUCUGGCCCUUUGAAAAAAAUCAAUGCAACCCCAAAAUAUAAAAAGUACUUUGUGAGGGGAAUCACCUCGUUUUAUUUGACCUCUGCGGUUUGAGCUUUCAUUCAGGAAACUCAUUCUGUUUUAGUCACAAAGUCAUAAAUGCAAAUUACAUUUGGUGCCAAAUAAAAAACCUUGGAAAGAGCACUAUUAAAAAAGUAGUCACCUUUAUCACAAAAUUAAAGUCAAAAUGUCUUUAUACAUAAGAGCAGUCCAUUAAGGCUGGCACCCUCAAACCCUGAAGUGUGUUAAUAGUCAGAGGACUCUGAGUUUAUCAAAAUCUGACAUGACAAUAAUUUUUUCUGUCUUUGCACAGCCUUCAAACUCUGUACAGAGUGUUUUUGAAAACUUGUAAGGUUUGAUGGAUUAAUGAACUCGGGGUCUUCUUUAAUUUUGCUGGAAAAACUUGGAUGUUACUGAGGUCGAACUGAAAAAAAAACACGUUGAAAUUUCAUUUACAUAUUUUCCACCUCUAAAUUAAGUGACGCUCGAGAGCUAGUCCAGACAGGCAACUCAUUUCUCACCUAAUAUCGGUCAUCCUCACAAUCUUCUCACAAACAUUUCCCAAUUUGGCAAACCUUUCAGGCUCCGUUCUACCUCUGUCAUCGCCCCCAAACCACCCGAACAUCCACCAUCAAGCUCUGACUAAGAUGUUUUCUCAUCUCUGUCUUUAGUUUCUGCAUGAAUAAAUCUGCAGGGAGUUAUUGGGUCAGACCCAGAUUCCAGACAAAAACAGUUUAAACCUGAAAUGUCAUGUGUAUCAUCCAUGGUGACCCAUAUUAAAGAUCCACUGAUGAAAAUCAUGUUUUUCUUGUUGUCUCCAUGUUCAUAUAACAUUUUUCUGAUGUUACAGAACAUGAGAAAAAUAAGUGCGAAAUUGCAUUUUUGAGUAUUUCUGCGUUCAGAUCACUGUGAAUCUCUGGCAGACCCAAACGGCAGGUUCAGAAACAGUGCUUUCACUGUGUCCCUAAAGACAUUAGUGUCCGAGAGCUGAAUAGCUCCUAUGUUACCUGCUUCUUCCACCAGCAAUGUUAGGCUGAUAAUGCGAUAAUGGUGUGCAGAGCAACACUGUCUCUGCCCACGACUCAGAGACAAAUUGCUAUUGAGCUACUGGAGCUCUGCAGGAGAAAAGCCUGUGAAAAUGACACAGGUAGUGCGAUUUUGGCUAAAAACUUCAUAAUCACAAUUUAUAGACCACUGAGAACACUUUAAAUAUUAAAAAAUAAAGGAUCGGAGUGGGACUUUUAAGAUAUAACAAACAGUUUAUAUGCUGUGAUAAAAAAGAAGAGAAGUAAACUCCAGAUAAAAACAAGAGCUGCUUUAAAAAGAGUCAUGUGUAAGGAGAGUCCGUAUUUUACCAAGCAGCAGCCUUCAGUCUGUAGGAGAGCAGCUAGAGCAGUAAUGCUAAAAAGUGCAGUUCCUUGAGUGUCCACUUGAGGCCAGCUGCAAAAGCACCAGAAGCCACAUACACACCCACUCUAAAAGGCCCGCUUAAAAUAAACAUGAUUGCAUCCCAGUUCAAGAAACAAUUUUGGUCCGCAUAUUUCCUUUUUAGUUGCCUAGAUGCUGACACACUAAAGGCUUAAAACUCACCCAAUGCAAGGUUAGGUUGAGCAGCAUUUCCAACAUGGUGAUGUUUGUAUAGAUUUGCCCAAAAACUUAUUGUUGAGGUUAAGUCACCUGCACAGAUCCCAUGCUGUCAUACACAAAAGCAGCAACGUAACUUUGGACAUUGAAGCCUGAGACCCUUGUGGACUAUUUUUGCCCAAUCUCAUCUCUUUUCUGUUUAACCUUCUCAGGAAGUUCAUCAUAGACAGCCUGUCUUUGGAGAGGAACCACGUGUUGGUCCGUGUCGGUGUGGUUGGAGGUCCGUCUGAGAGGAAACUUCCUCCUAGAGCACUACAAGAGGUCAGAUGAGCUCUAAUGCUUAUUUCACCUUGAUUCGAAGGGGUGCAGUCUCCUCCUUGAAUACAUCAGCUGAUCACGUCAGCCCAUAUCAGCUGACAGCUUGGCCAAUUGUCCUCUACCCAUCUAGCAGGCAAAUGUCAAGACAGGUUGUGUGUUCGAACUGCUUCAGACUCCCUACUCUUGCUGCUGCUCUACAGACUGUUCUCCCCUAAAGCCUUUCAAUUUAUGUGCAUGAAAAAGAGAGCUGUAACAACAGAGUCAUGCUGCCAAUCACUCUGUAAUUGAUCACAUGCAAAUAAGAAUUUCUCUCCAACAAUUUUAGUAAUCCUAAAAUAUACUUUUCUUAAUUUCUAAUAUUACUAAAAUGUCAGUCAAGUUCAUUAAAAGAUUGCACAGGUUGAGUCUUCACUGUUUCAGCCUCACACUUCCAGUCUAUCUGGUUCUGUUAUCAGUUCAUGCUGCGGGUAAUUUAUGCACCCGUGUCUGAAGCCCACGGCCUCAUUCACUCAGCAUGUUUUGGAUAGAUUACAAUUAUGUAGGUGUUGUUUACUGAAUGAAAAACAAGAAACUCAUUUACUCUGAGGUCAAGGGAAGGAGAAGAAGGAGGUUUCUAAAAGUGGAAGUGUAAAUGAGUUCAGCGAGGGUUUCUUCAUGUUGCAACAGACUCUUUGUUUUAUCUCUAAUUUGAUUUUUAUGCAAGACAAGGACAAAAAAAAGCAGUUUACUGUGUUACAGAUCACAAGACUGUAAAACUAAAAGCCACUUUCCUUGUAAGAAAUGAGUGAGACAAGAGGAUCAUCAUUUUACCAAAAUGCAAUUUUAAACUAUGGAUUAACGACUUUUCAAAAUGUUUAAUAGAAAUAUACUGUUUACAAAAAGGCCCUUAUUUUUCCUGUUUUAGCUUUCAACAAGAAUAUGCAAAGACAUCUCCCCAGACUCUGUCAUAUUUUUGUAAAAUCUAUUUCAUAUGCACAAAAAAAGGUCAUUCAGUGGGAGGCAUGAUGAUCAAAACUGUCACACAGUCACUUUGUUCCCGUGUGCAGAGCUGCAGGUACCACCGAGCACAACACAGUCCUGUUCCUGAUCAGAUCUCUAAGACUCGUGGGGUUUAGAGGACAUCAAAAAGAGUCAAAGUUAAUUGACUAGCUGGAAUUUAACCUCUUUGUGCUUCAACAAGGUUAAUUCAGAAAUUGUUCAGAUGGAAUAUCAUAAAAUAAAAACAAGCAUAACCAUUAUAGUGUUAUGCUCUUCUAUAUAAAUCCAAGUAUAUGCAUAGAGAAGCACCAUUCAGUCCACAAUGAAGGAAGUUUAUAUGAAACAGAAUAUACUAAAGGAUUUGAGUUGGAUUACUUGGUUGGGUUAAUUAAUUGCGGAAUUAUUGGCCCCUUUAUGAAAUAAUCAGCACCAAUCUCUAUGCAUCAAAAUGAUGAUAAUUAGGUCUGCAGCUAUCAAAUAUUGUAGUAAUCAAGUAUUCUACCCAAUAAUCUCUCAAUUAAUCGAGAAUUUGGAUAAAACAUAAUUUUUUGAGUUAAAGUGCCUUUAUUGCGGAACAAUCACAGAACAAGUGUGUGUGGGUUAGCAGACUGCAAUGCUUGUAAAAAAGCCAAUUAUGAUAUUAAAUUUCAUCAUGUCCCUAAAGACAUUAGUGUCCGAGAGCUGAUUAUCUCCUAUGUUACCUGCCACUUCUACUACACCUGCAAUGUUAGGCUGCAAGCUAGCGUGAAGAUGGGCGUGCAGAGCAGCGCCGCCCAUGACUCAGAGGCGAAUUGCUAAUGAGCCACUGGAGCUCUUCAGAAGAAAAGCAAUGAUUUGAGCUUAUAAACGAGUACUUCAUAGCAGAGAAAUGUCUUCGAUCAUUUUUUGUAAAUGAGGUACUCUAUGUACUCAAGGAAUCGUUUCAGCCAUAUUGAUAAUAUCUGCAGACACUGCAGGCACCCUGGUCAGUGUUUCCUGCUUCUUGGUAGAUUGUAAACGGUUUAUGAGCAGGCUGUGCAGUAAUAAUGUCGAUAUGUUGUUUGUUCACAUUGAUCGGCUAUUUGGCUUCUUACUAUGUCUGGAAAGAAUCAUAAACAUGUAAAAUGUGCUUCUGGACAGUUUUAGGAUGUUGGUGAAAAUGUUGGUUUGGCUUCUGUAAAACAAAAUGCCUUUUCCACCCUAAAUGACAGCACAUCAAAUCAAAACUCUGUUAUGCUGUAGAGAAUGAUGCAGUUUUAUAUUGCUUCUGACUGGAACUGUCAUAAUGAAUAUGAACUCCAACUGUUUGUGUCAACAAUGAAAUAUUGAUAGAUGUACUGUUGGUGAGCUCGCUGUAGCAGCUUCCUGAAAGAUGACUGGGCACUUUGUAAACUGACGUAACUCUUUGAAUUGCUAAUUAAUUGAACAUUGAUGCACUCGAAGUGUUUUUUUAAAUUGUCUGUUUUCAUUCAGUUCUUUCAAUUCUUGACUUAAUUUCUUGCCUUUUGGGUAUUUUUGUCAGGAAAAGUCUAAAUAUAAGUACCCCAGAUCAUAUUUAAUGCAGAGGAAUUAGCUUAAGCGGUGAGUCUAAGAGCUGCAUAAGGAUUGUAUGCAGCCCUCACAGACUCAGCAUACAGCGCUCUAUGCAUUGUUAGAGCAGCAGCCCAUCAUCUGAGUGGCAGACUCGAAUAGCAGCAGGGAUUAUGAUGAGCGGAGAGCACAGACAGGGGGAUAAAGAGGGCUGCUUUCUAAACCCCAUUAACAUUUAGAGCACAUGAUUUUGGCAAGUCACAUGCUGAGCUGUGACUCAGAAGUUAUGAGCCUUCAAAUGUAAGAUAUGACAAGCGUAAUGACUUCAGAACUAAGCGAGCGGAUACAGAAACAAAAGAGCCAAAUGAGAGGAAAAAGAAAGAAAUCAGAAGCAAUAAAUUAAACUCUACAAUAACCAAUCAUAACUCGGCACUUAAGUAACUCUCAGCCGUAAAUUUAUCCUUUUUUUUUUUUCUUAAAGUGAGCUACAUUGUUAAAAGUUUAAAAUGUUUUCAAAAAGUGCCAUCAAACAUUGUCUUUGGACAGCUUCAAGGAUGUUAAAUUAUAAACAAACUCAAACAAUCCAACAAAAUGACUCAUCAAUAACCCAGCAAGCUGAUACACCGCUGCAGGGGCGAUCUAAUCAGAGGAGUGCAGAAGUAAAUCAAAGAAAAUAACACAAAUAUGAUGAAUCAUGAAGGUUUGAAAAGGUCUGGACGAACUUCCACAGGAGACAAAACAAAUUUGUAUAGAUUUAUUAUAACUGCACGUUGGGGUAAUAAGCUGAUUACGCUGUUAUUUACAUUUCUUUAUUUGUUCACUGCAGGGGGAGCAUCCUUACCCCUGGCCCAUGUUCUCAAGCUACCCUCUACCUCCCUGCUACACUUUGGACCCACCGAACAUCAACCAUAACUCACAAGGUAAGAAAAACAUCUAUAAAGCUUCGUAUUUUCACUGUGAUCUUACAUUUAUGGGUUUUUUCCACUCCAUUCAGACGCAGAAAUCAGUGCACUUCUGGCCUCAUCUAAAGACACAAAGAACAAGGACAGCUGGAUGGAGAUGUGCAAAAGACAAUACUGCAACAUCAUGAAGUCCAGACCGAAUGUCUUGACUGGAAAAGGUAUGCCACUGGUUCACUGUGGAGUUCCCUUAUAGGUAUGAAUUUCUGUAUCCAAAUUGCCUCAUGAUGGCACUGCAUUUGUAAUGCUGUGUUCCAGUUGUAUUCAGAAGUCGGGAUUUCCGAUCUCCGAGUCGGAAAUUCAUCCGGAACGCCCCCCUUAAGUAGGAUUUCCAAUUUGGAAAGUUGGACAAUCCUCACCAACCCCGACUUGAUGACUACGUCACUAUUCAAGAUGGCAGCGCAGUGCAUCGACAGUAAAGAGUAACAGUAAAAGCUCUCAUAAUGUAUUAUUUAUAAGCACUUCUGUUUUGUUUUUGUGAAAUUAAAUAAGUGGUAUAUGUUGUACUGCCCAACGUCUAACUAUGAACACGAUGCUAUGGUGUUUGUAGGAGUAAAAUACUGUGUUAUGCGUUGUUUGCUACUGGUAUAGCUAACAACAACUAACAAUAGCUGACAACGACCAACAAUAACUGACAAUGGCUAACAACAGCUGACAACAGCUAACUGUAGGCGUCCAUCUUGGUUUUCAGACUUGUUUACUGGAACACCGCCAACUCAGGUGUAACGUCAUUCCCAGCUCCAACCUCCAAUGUAACUGGAACGCAGCAUAAUAACAGAGUGACCUAUGAGUUUGUCACAAGGGAUGUUAAAUGGAAAAUCUACAUCCUGAAAUUUAAGGAGAGUUAAAAUUCUGACUCUGACUAAAGUUUCCAUUCAGCUCCCACAAAGUGAUUGAGUCAUUAAUAACUACAAGAAAGAUAAGCCAAAAAAGAUCAUCUCCACCUGUUCAGCAGCAUAGAUUCCAUGUUUAACUACAUUAUCAGCUCUCUUCUUUGUACUGCAGCUGUACCACACACACCCACACUGAGAUUACAUAGAUCUGAUGUCUAUGAACCUUUUAAGAACUUCUCAUCACUGCUAUUGACAUCCACUAUGAAAUGCCAGCGACGCCUACUUUUCAUAUGUGGGUGUAAAAACGCUGCGAUUCAAAGAGAACAAAAAUACACUCAAAAGAGGGCUGACAAUCUUGCCAUUAAUGCACACACUGUACCGUGAUUGCUGCUCUUCAUCAGCACACCGAGAUCUCAUCCACUCUCCGCUCUAUGGCGCUCAUUUAGGGCUUUUUACUGGAAGAGCAUGAUCAAGAUUUAUCAUCUGUUAAGCUUCUCUCUGUGUGUACAAGUGCUUUUUUCUUUGGUGGAUAAUUAGCCAUACCAAGCCUGAAAUUCCGCUUUUUAAGAAACAUUCAAAUGAGGGAAACUGUGGCAUUUACAGACUAUAUCAACCUCCUUCCUCUGCUAAUUAUUGAGCAUUUGCUUGCAUCUGUCUCUGCGUAUGAAGGCUCUGUGAUUAGCACUUGUACAGGCCUCUGUAAAGCUGGGAGAUAAAAAUGAUGAAGUAUACAAUCUCUUUAUCAAAACACUCAUUUUAGAAGAGCUUGUUCAGUACCUCACUAUCUUGUCAUCCUAUUGAUUGCCUAAUUGUCCGCCCUAGACAGCAUCUCAGUGAGAUGCAUUCACUUGUGCUGAGAGUCGCUGCGCUGCAACAUGAUCAGCCCUCAUUGUGUUUACUAAUCUUUUGAACGGUUUGCAUGUAAUAAAUGCUUUUACAGACGAAUUCAUAGUUUUAUGUUAGCUUUCAGCUCAUGGAGGCAAAAGACGGUUUCUAUAAGAAAGCUAAGACCUUUGAAAUUUUGAUUUGAAAAAGAUCAGGGUCGAUGUAGAGCUCGAGGUACCUUUAGUAAAUGUGACAUUUCUGACUGAUUGGGCUGAUAAAGUUUGGCUGAAUAAUCUGGGGCUGUGAAUGGAAGAGUAAGAGGUUGAAACUGGAUCCUAAAAGCAACAGGGAGCCAGUGAAGGGAUCUUUGCACAGGGGCAGUACAAGACUAUUUGUCUUUAAUGUGAAUACCAUGAAUUGGUGAGUUUUGUUUCAUAGGACUGUCACAAGAUGCAGACUUUCAGGGACCCUAAUGCUUUUUCAAAUGAUGGGAAUGACCUUUUAAAGAGCAACAGCCUAUAUAUGCUUAUGAAGACAGAAAAGAAGGGGCCCCAGGAUAGAUCCCUGUGGUACGCCACAAAAAAGAGGAAGAAGAUUUAGAGACGCAGUUUCCGACCGAGACAGGAAAACUUUCUAUCUAUCAGAAAAUGGUGGUUAUUAGUUUUAAGAGCAGUCUCUUUCAAACACAGGACCAGAUAAUAUAAAACAAAUACAGGUGCACGAUUUUAUUCAGGAUGACCUGCACACUCUAAUAUAAUCAAAUGCACCAGUCCUCGAAGUGUAGUGGGUUUUGAAAUUACUUUGAUUAUUGAAUGGACAUGAUAGUAUUCUGUGUUUUUACAGAUUCUUCAUAGAAAGUUUGAUUUAUGGUGGGAAAUUUAAAAUGAGAAGUGUGCUGGUUUCCAUUUGUAGUGUAGUCUGAGUAGUAUUGACCAAUCACACGUCAGCAGGCUUCAGUGCAUGCAAGGAAAACAGUCAUUAAGAGAGGAGGGAGGUGGAACGUGAUCCCCCCGUGACAACAUGGAGGCUCAUUUUGUCAUUUAAUUUAACAACUGAUUAAUCUCCGUAAACAGAUACAAGUGUGUCUAACAACUUGUCCAAGAUUAAAAAUUUCAGUUUGAAUGACAAAUGACAAACCUAAAUGAAGCUGUGUUGUGAAAGCCAAUCAGUCUUUUGAAUGCCAGACUUGAAAUAUGAUGGGUCACAAUAUAGCCAAUAAAAACUGGCCAGGGAUCCUAACUGGGGUUGCAGUCCAAAGUUUAGUAGAGGGUGUAGUAAUGUUAUCGAGUCUGGUCUCAACGUGUAUGACCUCAGUGUUGAAUUUCAUGUCUGAUCGUGCCACCAAAGCUGAAUCUACAGCUGAGAGCAGAGGUACAGUUUAUGUCAGAGUUGUUUUAUUAGAUUAUAUUAGAUUAUAGAGGUGUACCUAAGAAAGUGACCCUUAAGUGCAUUUUUAUCCGGGGCCCUCUCACUUUGAAGAUUGAUACGAGGCAGAGCAGGUACUAAAGCUUUGCAGGGAAAUGGACAUACAUUCUCACUGACAAGCAAUUACAGCGUGAUAAAAAAGAGCAUUAAAAUUCAUUAAAAUUAUACUCAGAUACUCCACUUUAAGUGCUUUUAGUGGUGAUAUUACAUUUUUAUUUCUGACCUCUCUAAUAUGAUGUGAAAGUCAUUUGUUUUCUGUAAAAGACUCAGAGAUGGUUUCAUUAAAAAUGCACUGCUUUCUUUCUGGGUCACUUGCUGUAUUUAACAAUGUAUAUAACAGGAUUUUACCCUCUCCUCCUAUAAAUAGUUGAAGUAGCAGAGCUGAUGUGUUCAAAUUUUUAAAUCAGAUUACUUUGAACUCAAGGUUUAUCACAGCUGCACCAACAUUAAUCUUUUCUAUACGUCGUUUUUUUUUUUUUUUUCUCUCUCUCUUUAGGGCUGGCUGACCUUCUGGAAACGGUCGUGGCUCAUCUCUCCAGCUCUGCCUCUGAGAGUUUCUUCUCUCCAGCUCAGUACAAAGGUCAGUGAAGUAAAGCAACACAUUCAGGUCUUAUCUCAACAAUUUAGCCGGAGGAAAAUAACCGAAGGGCGCUUUGAUUCACGGAGCGGCGAACUGAACCCUGACUCGUAAAAUUCGCGCGGAACAACCAGUGCAAGUCCCAGUGAUAGAGGGGAGAUGUGUGGUGUUAUUACAAUUCUGUCUUGAUAUACUAUAUUAGCUGGAAAUUGGUCGUUGAAAACAAUCAAUUUCUCCAGGAUUUUUGGGGCGGGACUUAAAGGGAUACUGCAUGAUGCACUGAAUCCCCCAUACAAAAAUCAAAGCUAAGAUAAGCAUCCAUGAUCUGAAAGCUCAAUCUGGUGUCACUGUAAAACUAGAAUUUUUAUACAAAACUGGUGAACUUUGCACUGGUUGCAGUUUAUGUGUUUUAACUCGAUCCAUGCAGUUUAUGUGAGUUAAACUUUCUUUGAGUUAUUCAAGACUCUGCUCUUGUACAACAAACCUCUCCCAUGCUGCGUGGAAGUCAGGGUCAUCCCUGUGGACUUGCAGUGAAGGGUAAAAAAAGCAAAGUAAGAGAUUCCUCCUCAUUUUCAGAGGAGUGUUAUUACCCCAGGUUAAAAGACGGGAUGUGUUUCGGUUUCAGUGUGGGCAGCCAGCAGGCUAAACAACCUGAUGAGGCUGAUGGAAGCUAAAAAUCUGAAUAAACACGACUAAUUAGUGAACAGGCAGAAAGUCUCACAAACUUUAGACGUUCCUGAAGGUAAUGAAGAGUUGAUCACAGAUGUUCUUGUCUAAGUUUGCUUCAUUUUUCAGCUCAAACAGACCCUCCUCUUUAUCUGAAAAGCCUCUCCUCUCUCUCCUCUCUAAUACUUCCUCCUUAGUCCAAAUAAGUGCUGCUCUGGCAUUGAUUGAAUCAUCUCAGAGCUUUAUGUUUAAAAUCAAUUUAUCACUGAUGGUGAAAAUUAUAUCUAAUUUGAACCAAAUGACAUUGUGCUGCUGCUGCUGCUCUAAUAGUGUUUGGGUGUCUGUGCAAUCAGUGAGUGCUGAUGGAUAAAGUGAUUAUUAUAAUAUAGAUAUGAGUGCUUUAAACAAAGAGGAGCAGAGAUCAAACAGAGAGCCAAGUAUUAUUUAAGUACACUGUGUUUAUGUAUUUAUGCAAAAGGCGGCUAGAGUGAUGAGCAGAAAAACACAGAAAUAGGGAAGGUAUAUUCAAUUUGCCAAUCUCUUUUUUUUUUGUCAGCUGUUGCUUUUAGUCGCAUAGGCUUGGAAACAAGUUUAGGAGAUAGGAGGGUAAAUGGCAGGUAAAUGCAGUGUCCAUUAUUUUAUAAAGAGGAAUAAAGAGAUAACACAUUUGUAAAAACAAAGAAAUUUGGAGCAUUAAAAAAAAACCUCUGUAAUUUGUCAGAAAGACCAGAAAGCACCAUAUUAGUACGAGUCUAUCCAUUAAAAUAUUUAUUGUAUUGAAAAAUCUGCAAUCUGAUGUCUCACGGAGAGGCUGAUCUUUGAUUGAAUCCCAUCCAGAAAACUUCUAAUAUUUAAUAAUCACAUAUGCCCUUAAAGCGGCUUCAUCUUCACUCCAUUAACAAAAUAUGUGCUUUAUUCUAAAAGGCUUAUUAUCAUAUUGAAUUAAUGUAGGACGCCAGAUAUUACCAUGGGCUGUGCAUUUGCAUAAAAAUCAAUUAAACUGCAAAGGUCAGUCAAAUGUGAUGCAUUUGAGUAAUGUGGUGAAUGCUGGAAGGUCUGCAGAGCUCGGCAUUAUGAGACCACUCUCAUAGUCAUAAAAACAUAUUCUGGUUCAUGCUGGUUGGUCCACUCAGUUUAAUUGCUCUUCACCAUUUGAUCUUCACCUGCACAACCUUUACUACAGCUGUACCCUUAGUUCUUAUUCUAAAUGUGUAGGACGUUUCUUUAUAAUACUGCAUUUGAGGGGACACUGCUGCAAACUUUCAUAAAAUAGAGCAGAAUAGUGGAUUGCAAACAAAACUGCAUUCAAAACCAGCAAGAGAGUGAGAGCUCUUUGAGUCCUCGGUUUCAUCCAGGAGUUUAGCAAAGAAACAUGGACUCGGCGUGCAAAGACCUGAAGUAUUGUUGAAUUGGUGCAUUAGGUGUUAAUGUUUGAAAUAUUUAAAGACCCACUCUGAUGAAAAUCAUGUUUUUCUUGUUGUCUCCAUGUUUAUAUGGCAUUGUUCUGAAGCUACAAGACUUAUCAUGAGAAAAAGAAGUGCUAAAUUGCAUUUCUGAGUAUCUCUGGAUUCAAAUCACUGUGAGUCUCUGGCAGACCCAAACGGCAGGUUCAGAAACAGUGAGAUUUCCUAUGUCACAAAUCCAAGCUCCGCCCCCGGAGCCCUUCUAUACAGGUCACACUCGGAAAAAUAGAAAGGAUGAUUGCAGAACAAGCAUGUGCGUUAGCGGAUUGCAAUGUUGAUAAGAAAGCUAACUAUGAUUUUAACCUUCAUCAUCUCAUUGCUUAUGAGCAACUGGAGCUCUGCAGAAGAAAAGCCCUUGAAAAUGACACCCCUUGAAAAUGACACAGGUAAUGUAAUGUGAUGGCUAAAAACAUCAUAAUCACAAUUUGAAGACCACUGAGAACAUUUUAAAUUAAAUUUAAAAAAAAGAUCCCCCUUUAUAAAAGGUUGUCUUCCUUAAUAUGGUCAGCUGUUGUUAUAUCCCAAAUUAGUGUGCUAUUCUGCAGAUAUAGAGCAUUAUAUCUGCGAUCUGAACAUGUCUUUAAACUAAAGUCCCAGAGAUGCUGAAGAAAAGUUAAUACAGAAGAAAGAUCAGCUGUUAUGAAUUAGUCAACAGUUAUUUGUGGCUCAGUCUGAAUAAUAGAAAAUAGUAGUUUAAAGGAACGUUUGAAAAUUGUUCAGCACGCUUUAAUCAUUUUGUAUAUUUUAAUAACUACAAAAACUUGUCAGCUUCUUGUUUUUCUGCUGAGGCCUAAGAAAUUUGUCCGCUAUUUUUUUUUUUUUUUGAGGUCUUAAAUCCGAGCCGUUUCUCUCAGAGACGUCUCUCCUCAGAGACCACGCUGAUGAAGACGCUCAAUUCUGACUGUUUGUUUUGAUUAUUUAUUUACUUCAAAGUUGUUGAUUUUCUUCCACAUAUUAUGACAUAUUUAGAAAUCAUUUAUACUCAUUUGCAUACGUCUAUUAACUUUAAACAUUUUUCAGAGUCCAGUUUUCCCACCUGAGCAGCGUUGAAACGACUUGUGACAGUUUUAAGUCUUGUUUUUUUUAGUGGAAAUGACAAAAAAUACCCAAAUGUUAUUCUUAAUUUAUGAUCCAUGGGACUGUGAUGGAAGGGCACAUGAGGUACAUAAUGGUUUGUUUGGCGCUGUCGUUGAUACAAACUUAUCCAGUAAGAGCUUGAACGAUUACUCAAAACAUAACUCAAAACUGAAAUCAAUCAGGCAUUGAAUCUCUGUGAUUUUUUGCCGUAUGAGAGUCAAACUACAUUUUUAAAGUUAUACCUGAGGGGAAGUACAAAGUUUGUUAGAUCUUGUCCUGUUUGCUCCAGGUGUUUAUUCAAUGUGCAGAGAUAGGGAUGUAAUGGUUACACAUUUUGAUGUUUAAAUAACUUUAUUACUGGCUGAUCUAAGUAAUAAAAUAGUCAACAUAAACCAUGUUUCUGAAAACUCCCUUUUAUAUUAUCAAUAAUCGCCCACUUUGGUAUCAUUCAACUAAUGCUUGCCUCUGUUUAACCCACAGGAACCUAACUUACUUGGAUUAGUGUUUUACAAUUGUUUCCUCUCAGAAUUAUUGCUCAUUUGCUCACAUAAGUGGCCUUAUUAUUGUUUAGGUGCAACUGGGAUGUUCGAUUAUUGGAGGAUGGAAUUAGCAAAGCAUUUGAGUUAGCUGAGGAGAAAGUCUCUCAAAGGCUCUAAAGAGGGAAGCUGCUGAAGGAAAGGAAACUAACUUUACCUUUAGUUCACCUUGAUUGCUAUUAUGAAAAGCUGGGGAGUCUUGAGGCUGUAUACAAAGGAUUUAAUAUGUUUGACAGCGCUCUGUUUCAGCACCAGGAGCUGUCCACUGUCUGCUGUUCAGCUGGUGUUCUGUGUCAUGGCAGGAGUCCAUCCCUGACUGUCAUGACCAUAGACUGUAUAUACUAUGGACAACUUGGUUCCAACUUCCGCCAGUAUACUGAUUUGAAGCCAAAAAAGCUCUUGGUAUUUCCAGGUUUUUUCCUCACUUCCUGUAACCAACAUUGUGCAGCAGCCUUGUAAACUACUAACUUUUAGAAAUGGAGCUGCACAGAAAUAAAGACGACUUGAGCACAAACCAGUCUAACUACAUGUCAACAUCGCCAACUGUGUAAUAAAUUUCUAAAGUUUGUCCACAGCUCCAUAGGGAUUGCUGGUUGAGGAGGGAUUUAUGACCUAUACUGCAGCCCGUCACCAGAGGGUGCUGUUCUCGGGUGGCUUCAUCCAGUGACGAGGCAGAGGGCGUCUAUUCUAUAUACAGUCUUUGAUCAUGACGUCACAAUUAGAAGGAAUUAAUCAAAGGCAACAUUAAAAUAAUCUUGUUGCUGGUGGGCCAGCAUUGGCCCACUGGUUGCCAGUUUCCAACCACCACAGCUGCUGACUUUUCAACUGUGCACUAGCAAAAUGGUUGUCACCUCUCCUCUUCAGAGUGGACAAUGCCACAUCCAUGAGUUCCAAAAUAAACAUCUGGUAUUGAUUUGUCAGACCACAAGAAUGUGGCCCAUCUCGCCUCUGUCUAUUUUGAGCAGCCUUAGGCUCAGAAAGGUUGCUGGGAUUUCUGACACAUUUUUAUAUUGUUUUUCUUUGUGAAUUUGUGUUCAUGCAGUGAUUUCCACUACAGGGUCACGUCUGUUUGGUGCAGAGCCACCUGAAGGCCUAAAGAUCAAGUAUUAGUUUUAGAUCUUGUUGCUUUUGUGCCAUGAUUUCUUAAGAUUCUCUGGAUCUUUUAAUUAUAUCAUGUACUAUAGUUACAUUAUUCUGAUAUCAGUGAAAAAUGUGCUCACACAGUCACUACUUACUGCUUCUGAGAGAUCUCUUAGAUCCCCUUUUUUUCUUGUUAGUCAGGAGAUGGUCCUCCAGGUGCUUUUUUAUCCAUGACAUUAAAAUGUAGGUUUUAAACGAUUUUGAAACCAUCUAUUUUCAUCGAUAUUUUACCCAGCCGUCCGACUGUUCUUGAAAUGAGUAAGCCCAGAAUUUCAAAAACCUUGAGACGUGAAUUGCCUCGUGUAAGCGAUUGUCGUUCAUCAGACAGACCGCCACUCAGUCAGAUAGAAGCUGCUGAAUAAAAUCUGUGAUACUGUGGAAAUGAUUUUCACCCUCUUCUGCAGCACAAAACCAGGAAUCAGUUAUGAAAUAGGCGUGUUAGCCUACGCCUCUACAUCCCUUUAUCACUUUAGAAUGAGGGUUUUCUGCUGUCCUUUUUAGUUCACUCUCUCUCUCACACACACACUCUCACAGCUUUUCCAUUUUCCCUCUAAUAUUCCUCCCACCAAAUAGCCUCUGAGGAGACCAAGCGGCUGUCAUGGCUCUUGUUGAAUUGUGCAAUCUAGCAGCUACAUGUGUGUGCAUGUGUAUGUGUGUGUGUACGUGUGUACGUGAGCUGACAGGGAGCGGGUUGCAGGCACCUCUUAGCGUUUGAUUGACGCUGACUACAGACCCAGACACUAUGGCCUCCUUCACUGCUCUCAUUGUGCGGCGAGAGCGGACUCAUUUGCCGAGUAUUAACCUCUGUCAGUUCACUGUUCUGAGUUGUAUCUCCUCACACGCCGCGGCCCUGACUCAUUGAGGCAGCUGUCCAGCAAUCUCAUUUAUUUCUACCGCCUGUUGAAAUUGGGUGGCUGUGAAAACAAAGAGAUGGCACCUUUUAUGCUGACUAUUGCAACUUAAUAGCACGGACUGAGAUCCGCGCUUUCUCAAGUGAGCCAUUAUUUAAAACGAGUCUUUCAGCACUUUUCUGCCUCCACUUUACACCAACUUUUCAUGUGUCAUUUUUCAGCCCAAAGAAUAAGAAAUACAAAAACAUUAAAAUGUGCAGCAGAUCCUAAAGGGAUAUUCCAGCGUAAAAUAAAGUUAUGGUCAAACACACCAUAACAUUGAGUUAGACACCCCCUCGAGAAAUGAAUGUUGUCGACCACUUGCUUUUCUAGUUAUACCAACUUUAGUAACGACCGCAUGAUAGCAAUACACAGCGGUCUAUGUUUCCAUGGACAAACCUCAACCAAAAAGCCACUCUAUAGCCACAAAUAAUGCUCAGAACAGCACCUAACUUCAUCAACAGUACAUAUAGGGUCUCAGCCAUAGUACUAGCCACCAAACAUCUGUUUAGAUUUGCCUGAUAUUUUUUAACAAAGAACUAAACACAACUUACCCACUCUCCUUCAGCAGCCGCUUGUUUGUGGGGGAGCUCUGACGAGUUGAUCACUGAGUGCAGUGGAGAUUCGCAGCUCAAGGAAGAACAUUUAUGAUCAUUUCUUCAUGGAAAUGCAAUCAGACCUAGACGCUAAGGCAGAAGAACUACCGUGUCUGCAGUGCAAAAUGAUUAAUAUGAUGAUUACUACUUCAAGGAAAUGAUAAAGAAAUUAUCAUAAAUGUUCUUCCUUGAGCUGUGUCAUCCUGCUGCAGUCCGUGAUUGACUCGUCUGAGGUCUCCCUUCAAACAAGCGGCUGCUUGAAGAGAGUAAGUGAGUUGUGUUUAGUCUCUUUGCUAAAGAAAUCAGGCAAAGCUAAAAAGAUGUUUGAUGGCUAGUACUAUGGUCAAACACAGUGUUAUGGUGUGUUUGACCAUAACUUAAAUUUAAUCCGGAAUAUCCCUUUAACUUUAUCAACUUUCCCAUUCCUGAUACUUCUCCAAAGACAGACAACAUUCCGCUUAAAGUUAUAACUGUUGCUGUUAUCACUACUGGUCAUGAUAAAAGUUAGUUUUUACCAGUUAGCAGCUAAGAGAUGCACUAUCCUGCUCUGUUGCCAUUGCCUGGAUUGCAGGACAGGAUUUAUUCUUCACUUCCUGUCAGAGAUAUUCAGGGCCCAGUACUUCUCCAGGUUGUUCAUCAUGUUCUCAAGACUGUCACUAUUUCCCUUCUCUCAAGACUAGACUGAGCAAAGCAUUAGUUCAGGCAGGCCUCAAAGUGGAGUUCAGCUAACCAAUCAUAAACCCUGCCUAUCUCAGUGAAGCCGAUGACCAAUCUGACUGGAAAAACGCCAAAAUUGGUGUUCCGUUCCUCUUCAAAACACAUAUUCAUUCCUUUUGGUGGAAUGACUUUGACCCAGUGAAGUCUCUGGUGCUGACUUGCAGGGGUGACACUGAGAAGUCGUCAGGAGUCCUCCAUGGUGAGCUUGACACUCCAUCUUUGCCAGAAAAAUCAUGUCCUGGGGCUCUCUUCGACAUAAAAUCUCAUUUUCACACUCACUUUUCAAGCAGGACACUCUUGUUGAUGUGUCACAUCCCCAAGACUAGCAGGCCUCUUUCAGUUUUUGCCGCUCAUUUUUAAGGAUUUUCUUCAAAUGAGUCCCAACACGACUCCCCCCCGCCAAAUCCUCUAAACCCUGCAGGAUUCUUUGUUUUGCACUUUUGUUUUAAUUUCCUCGCAGCGCAGAGAAUUAUAAGUCUUCUGGAGACCGAAUCGACUCUGAACUGAAGCGCAGAUCCCCGAGAUUACUCUUCACGACUCUCACAGCCGCUCAGAUUUGCAAUUAAGAACAGAUUGUCACAAGCAUUGUCAGGGAUAAAUUGCAUGUGGCUUCUUCUUUUUAAACUGCAGUUAAAUGCUUGAAUUAAAGUUAUUAGAAACUGUAAAAUAGACACCAGCGGCUCUUUACCGAGGAGAUAGGAGGGGAGAGGAACUGUGAGGGAGGGAAUAAAAACAACAAGAGAGCAUUCAUCUCCAUUAGAUGGUAAUUGCCAUCAGCAAGAGGUUUUUAGAGAUGUUAAUAUGUGAGAGAAGAUACAGCACCGGUUGUCCUGGUGCUGCUUCAACCCCUCAUCACAAGCCAUUUUCUCUCAAUUAUUACCAGAUUUGAUGGGCUGUGAUUAAUCCUCAGUGCUCAGCUGUGAUUUUUAGACGGUAACAAUGUUGAAUUAUCGCUCAGAUUCCUGUAUUAUCAUUUCCCCCUGCAUAUUUCUGCACCAUUAGGCCCUAAAUUGGAUUUUGAGUUUUCCCUGCCACUUAUGUCGCUGGAUAAUACUUACCAUAUUAAUUGUUAAAAACUUCUCAUCAUUAACGCAAAGUGUCUGAAGCAGGGGAUCUAUUUCCACAAAUGUAAUAAUAAUCUUUCUCCCAAAAGCCAGGAUGCAGCCGAGACAUCCCCCACAACAAAGUAUCAGUCCUCCUGCACCCUUAUUGCUUCAUUUAUCGUUCUCUCCACACGAUUACAACUGUAACUCCAAAAUCUAAUAUAUUUUUACGAUUCUGGACACUUAAUGGGGGAAAGUAAGAGCCCAUGAGAGCAGCUGCUGAGACUGAUAGCUCUGCGAUCUGUACAAAGCCGCGGCGCAUGGAUCUAAAGCUGCUCUGCUCCAGUAUUUUUGGGGGGCUGCUGUUGUAUCUCACUCCACAGAUAAAGAUAAAGUCCUGAGAUAAAGAGCUUUCUCACAAGGUUCAGAAUUUCACACUGCAAUCCUCAGCGAAACUCCGCCACACUCAUGAAACUGUGAGUUAUGACUCUGCGGCUGUAAACCCUCAAAGUGCCGCUGUGAAAUCACCUGUGGAUGACUGUUGCAGACUCACCCCGAUGCUCUUAUCUCACAAACAUCCCAAUUAAACACCGAACAACCAUUUACAAAAUUACCUCCACAACAAAUAUCACUUUUUAGCGCCCUGAAGGAAGAAAGUCGUGACAGUUUGUCAUGUUUCCCAUUCUCAAGGGUCGUAAUGCACCUAGUUAGUAACACCUGAGGAGUGUGUUUUCCUCUCUGGGUACUUCCUCUAUUGGUUAAUAACUGUCUCUUCUCUUUAAUCACCUUGUUUUACAGCCGAGGAGCAGACUGUGAAGAGUGCCGUGUUAUCGUCUGUGGAGCAUCUGGGAGUCGACACAUGUCUCAGGUAUGUGCAGUAUGUGAAGUGUCCUCUUAAAGCAGCACUCUGGGAGGAAGAACACGCUAAGAACUGUAGGCUUUAUUAUAACAUAACAGGUGCCUGGACUGUCUUUAGUCACUUGUUGAUAGGUGCAGCCAGUUUCUGUAAAUUAUCAACAUUUCCAUCUAGAUUCAGAAAAUGAAUGAUUCAUUCAGUCUGAUUUGAAAAGUGACUUCACCUGCUCUCUGUCCUCUAUAAGCGUCUGUAGAUUUGAGUUUCUUACAGCUGCUGGUGCAUCCAUAACCGAGCCGCAGUGGCGCUUCCUUAUUAAGUCGCCUGUAAACCACUUUAACUUCAGAUCAUGAACUUUUAGAAAGUAAUUUUACAGUGACAUCAGAGCUCACCUCAGAGCUUUAGCCACCACACACCUUAUUACACUCAGACUCCCACCUUAUUUCCGUUUGCAGUUCUGCAAGUUUGCAGGAGAUGUGAAGUUUCCUUUUUCACAGCCUGUUUUUCUUGUAAGCUGUCGUUGCAGAAAAAGAUAUAAUUUUAUGAAACACUCUGGUCUAAAACAGUUGUUUCCUCUGCAUGUACUAGUACACUGGCUUUAGCUUCCCUCAAGUCACAUCAGCAAUGGGUUCUUUCCAUAGACUGUAUAUAGAAUGGACGCCAUCUGCCUCCUCGCUGGGUGAAGCCACCGCGAGAACAGCACCCUCUGGUGACAGGCUGCAGUAUAGGUCAUAAAUCCCACCACCUCCAGCAAUCCUUAAGUAGCUGUGGACAAACUUUAGAAAUUUAUUACACAGAUUAUAAAUUUUUCUCCCCCCUGCUUGCGAUGUUGACAUGUAAUUACAGUAAGACUGGUUUGUGCUCAAGUCCUCUUUAUUUCUGUGCAGCUCCAUUUUUAAAAGUCAUCAUCACAGCGACUCUCCCUCUCCCUCUCUCUCUCUCUCUCUCUCUCUCUCUCUCUCUCUCUCUCUCUCUCUCUCUCUCCCUCCAAAUGUGUACAAUGCUACCGCGCAAUGUUGGUUUCAGGAAGUGGAGAAAAAAAACGGAAAUACCGAGAGCUUUUUUGGCUUCAAAUCCGUAUGACAACAGAAGGCGAAGCCAAGUUGUCCAUAGUAUAUACAGUCUAUGGUUCUUUCUAUUGAUGCAAAUGUGCCACACAGAGGGAAGAUUAAACUAUGAGAUGUGACCUGUUUUCCAGGUCAGCAGUUGGAUCAUCUGAUGCUGAUGUUUACGAUAUUUGCCAUGGCUGUAUUUGUUUUUUAAUCAGCUUGCUUUCUUGACUGAUCAUUUCAUUCACAAUCCACAUCUUUUUUCAUGAAGGAGGCUGGCUUCACUUGGGAAGCUGUGAUGACAUCCAUCUUUACAUUUGGUCUUUAUAUGAGAUAAACAUGCUGCUGUAUACAGAGAGAUACUCCUCUGACUCUGCAGUAGUUUCGGACCGCUCUUUCAGUCCUUAUCUCGAAAUGAUCUCCUACCGCUGUGAUUUCACUCUAAUGUUGCAAGUGUGCUUAGUACUCGGCCUGCUCGGUAUUUUUCCUCCAGUAAGCCCUCUGACUUGAGUAACUGUUCUCUCACUGCUCGUUUCUUUCUUUAAUGACACCCCGCUGCUGCAGUACAUAGUGGUUAUCACUCUUUGCUCAACAACUCCCCUGAAGGGAGCCUUUGAGCUGCAAACUUUCAGGGCAUGUACAAAAAUCUAAGUGCUAUGUUUGCAUUUUUGGGCAUCAACAGAAGAGUGUGUGCGUAUUACCCACAGAGCGGCGAGUCUUAUAGGAUUUAAAGUUGUUGGACAUGAAUUUAUAAUUAAUCCUUGACUUACAAGUGUCAGACGUGCUGAGUUAAAGCUGACCACUCUGGACUUUUUGAAAUGAAUUUUGAUGAGUACUUCUCUGUAUUUACAAGUAUCCUCAUUUUUUCUCCAUAUCUGUGGUAUCUCCUUGUAACGUGCGUCUUCUAUUUGAGCAAAAGAUAAAGGAGAUUUUGGCUCAAACCCAUUAAGGAUUGACAGACACGUGGCAGAUAAUUAUGAUUUCUGCUUUAUUCUUGUAUCCACAGGUACGGCGGCUUCCUGAAGCUGCUGAAAGAAGGUGCUGUGAACAACCUGACACUGCUAAUGAGGCACAUCAGGAUCUUCCUGUCCACACAGAGAGUUAAGACUUCUUCAGAGCUCAGUAUCCUUAGCAGAGUUCACAUCUGUAUUCAUGUGGAGGGAGCAAGACGUUCACCUCUAACGAUUUCUUUUGCUACUUUUUCUGUGUUCUUAAAAAAAUCAUUGCUGUGUUCAGAACUUAAGGUUCCCUCUGUGAAACGAGUAACACACCCAACAACAUCAUUUGCCCUCAUGCUUUUAUGUGUCUAUUGUCAAUGCCUUACACUUGUAAAACAACGACUCAUUAUGAAAGACAAUCAAGGAAGUGAUCAUGUAAGAUAGUAAACAAGGCUGGUCCAAAAUGCAGUUUUGCAUAACUAAAUGCAUUUUGUGCUCACAGUAUUAAAAAAUGAAACUGUAUGAUGCACAGACUUUCUGUAAAAUUCACUCACUUUGUGAGACCGACAGCUUUCCGAUGAUGAACUCUGUAUGUUUCUGUCACAUACAGUGUUUUUUCUAUCCCAAAAAGGAGAUUACUGUCCAUCUAUUCCCUCAAAAAAACUGAUUCAAUCUCAGCUGAUUUCUGCCUUAAUUUCCAUGAAAUAAGGUGAUUUCUGUUGUUAGCUGUCUAUGCUGUAGUUUACUGACCAAUCAGAGACUGUAUCUACAAUCAGCUGACCUUGCAAUGCCAAAUCAGAAGUCAGGCUUUCCUGCAGCAGCAAAUUGAAUCAAUAAGCAAGGCCAAUAAUGGCACCAGUAUCAAUAAAUCUUUUCAAUUACCUUCCUUAGCAGUGCUUAACCCUUUCACCAAGUUUCAUCAAACUGAGGUUUGACCUUUUACUGCAACCUAACUGACAAACUGACAAAUAAGUCUUUAGCUCUUUGACAAACCUCACACCUUUAUGGUGUAGAUGAUAAUUGAAAGGUCUCAUUUAUUGAAAACUGAAUUAUUUCUGAAGCCCAUCUACAAGGGCAAUAUGUAGCUUCUACAAUUUGACACUGAGUAUUGGACCAAAAAUAGAAAUCUGUCAAUACAUCCCACAGAAAACUGCAAACUGAAGUUCUGUGUGUGUUCAAGGACAGUCAACAAAAGUUAACAGCAGCUCAGUCUAAAGAUAUUAAAUGCAAGACAUGUUGGCAGUCUGGGGUUGUGUCCUGGACUCAUAGCAGAAUAUCUGUGCAGUGCAUUUGCUACAAGCAGGUUGGAUGAAUUGUAAAGUUUAUUAAUGAAACUAAGCUGACACUCCAGGGUCGGAAUAAGCCCCUCAAACUCAAUGAGAGAAGCUUGGAAUCUGAUUGUGUUGUAACUCUGGUAUUUCAUUCAUUUUUCAUUUUUAUUCUAUUCAUUGUGGAUGUAAUAUGAUCAUUAUUGUGCAGAGAUUCCACCUGGGAGACCUUGAAGUUUAUGAAGACUAUUGGCUGGAAUUCUUUAAAGAUUUCUAGAAAACCUCAUCACAAAAGCACAUUUUCAUACUUUUCAGAGGUGACUUUUUUCAUCUCAUUGAUUCACAAAAUAUCACUGCUAACAGAGUCCAAGAUCUUGACAGUUUUGACAUGAGGAAGCCUUUUUUUCUACAAUGACACAAUGGUCUAGUUUAUCAAGGUUAAUUGAGUGCUAUAGCCUUACUCAAUGCAUGAUUGACAACCAAUGGCCUCAGUGACAUGUAGAAACCAAAGUAAUUUUAACUCUAUGUCUCAUUUACUCCAGCAUUAGAAAACAAAAUUUCUCGUGAUACCUUAAAUACAGACAAAGACCGCAAAAAUAGAACCAAUGACUUUCUGCUUGACUCAUUACUAUUAAGUAAAGAGUUAAGUUAAAGUCCAGAGAAUUAUCUGCAAGCUAUGUCCAUGUUUUCAAAGAAGAGCAGCAGUAAAGACCCAGACACACCUAAAGAGAACUGACCUAAGUGGAGGUCAGUCUUUGAGCUGCAGUACAGACUUAGACACACUUAGAGAGUGCAUAUCUUGGUGAAGUUGAGGAGAGCACUUGCAAAGACCCAGACACACUCAGAGAGUACUGACCUAAGUAAGAGGGAGGCAGCAGCAAAGUCCACAGAGCUGGCCUCCGUGACCAUCUAUAUGGGACAAAAUAAAAAGGAGGACCUGGGGUGAGAGCAGUUUGCAUUGAAAGCAGCAGGAAACAAACUGAAGCAGUUUAGAUUGAGAACAUCCAGUUUGGUAUUUGCAAACAGGAUGUAAAGAAGGUAAUGGUCUGAGCCCCCACCCUUACCAAAAAGAAGUAUGUUGUAGUACUUCAAGUAUACAGUUUCUAAACAAAAUUUCUCCCUCAUUGCCACUCUGUCCUACCCAUUGAGGACCCCCCCCCAAAAAAAAAAUAUAAUAAUAAUAAUACAUAAAUGAUAAUAAUAGUAAUCAUAAUUUAAUAAGUAAAGGUAUGCUUCAGAGUGUACUUUUAUAGAACUAGAAGUUUAUUUCUAGGAAACUAAUAGUAUACCAAGAAAUGAACUUUGAAGUAUGCUUCAAGUGUAUUUUGAUAAAAUAAAUCAGGCCAAUUUAGUCCCAAGAAGUUUACUUGUAAGUUCACUGGUAGUACAUUUGUAUCAGUGUACAAAGUAUAAUUUGGGAAGUACCGGUAUACUAAAACAAACCUCAGUAUACUUCAUAAAAUGUACUUGAGGUAUACUUUUUUUGGUAAGGGUAGGCUUGCACUAAGGCUGAGCUUGGCUUUGUGACCUGCCUGAACUAACUGGUUAUCUAAAUGAUGCCACUAUGAUGAUAAGUUAAGUCAGAUUUUUUGUCUGAUUGUUUUAAACCACACAGUUUCACAGCUCUUUAAUAAACAAUAGGAUGCAAAGAUGUGUUUUACAGAUUUUUUAAAGUUCCUCUUCUUGAUAAAAUCCAUGUUUUAAAAGGCUAUUUUGAAGGUAAAAUAAACACUCCGUCCUAUUUCAGUUCAUUGCAUCACCUUCAUGUUUGUUUGUCAGUAUUUCUUGUGAGUCAUUGAUCUCAGUAUUUAUUUAACCAGCGCUUUGGCUCUUUGACCAACCCCUGCAGUCACUCAGCAGGAUGGGUAUCCAGGCCAUGACUGGCUGGUCUCUACGGUCUUCCUCAUAAUGGCUGGAGACACAGACCGCUCACUACGGCUGUUACUCAACCUGUCCUCGCUGCUUACCUCAGCGUUCAUCUGGCCGGCAAGGAUUCAUGCCUCAGUGAGUACAACAGUGAUACUGCACGUUUCAACUAAUACACAGACCUUUUACAUGAUGUGAUUUGGUUGCCAUUACGUGUUAAGAAAUUGCUCAAAGACAAUGAAAAAGAAAGACUCCCACAUGCAACGAUGCUUAAAGGGGUAUUCCAACAUAAAAUUAAUUUAGGGUCAAACACAUUGUAACACCGAAUUAGACACCCCCUUGAGAGAUAAAUGUUGCCGACUGCUUGCUUCUCUAGUUAUACCAACUUUAGUAACCACCGCACAAUAGCAAUACACAGUGGUCGAAGAAGACACGCACAAACCUCAACCAAAAAGCCACUCUAUAGUCACAGUUAAUGCUCAGAACAGCACCUAACUUCAUCAACAGUACACAUCUUUUUAAAUUGCCUGAUUUCUUUGGCAAAGAGAUCAAACACAACUUACCCACUCUCCUUCUGCAGUCACUUGUUUGUACAGAGACCUCAGACGAGUCCGUUACGGACUCCAGCAGGGUGACGCAGCGCAAGGAGGAACAUUUCUGAUCAUUACUUUAUUAUUUCCUUGAAGUAAUAAUCAUCAUAUUAAUCAUUUUGCACUGCAGACGCAGUAGUUCUUCUGCCUUAGUGUCUAGGUCUGAUUGCAUUUCCAUGAAGAAAUGAUCAUAAAUGUUCUUCCAUGAGCUGUGGAGUUGGUGAUCUACUUGUCUGAGGUCUCCCAACUAACAAGUGGCUGUUGAAGGAGAGUGGGUGAGUUGUUUUUAGUCUCUUUGUUAAAGAAAUUAGGCAAAGUUAAAAAGAUGUUUGGUGGCUAGUACUAUAGCUGGGACUGUAUAUGUACUGUUGAUGAAGUUAGGCGCUGUUCUGAGCAUUAUUUGUGGCUAUAGAGUGGCGUUUUGGUUGAAGUUUGUUCGUGGCUCCAUAGACCACUGUGUAUUGCUAUUGUGCAGUCGUUACUAAAGUUGGUAUAACUGGAGAAGCAAGCAGUCGGCAACAUUCAUCUCUUGAGGGGGUGUCUAACUCUGUGUUAUGAUGUGUUUGACCCUAAAUUAAUUUUAUGCUGGAAUAUCCCUUUAAAGGAAUUUGAUUGGAGCUUGCAUGUACAUAGGCUUAAAAAGCAAUGAAACAAAAAGGAGGAUCAAAGUCUCUCUUUUUUUUUAGACACAUAUUUCGCUGAGUCAUCUCUGCUGCAGAGCUGCUCAGCAUGACCCGGUCUCUCACACUGAAUAAAACAAUAUAAAUAUGCCGCCUGCACGGAAAAGUCACAUAUCCAGUAACAAAACAAGACAGCCCUUCCCUCAAAGUAAAUUGAGGAGUAUAAACACAGUUUUAGGACCGUAUUGUCCUCCUCUAAUCCCCUUUUCCUCAUCCAAAGCACGUCAACAAUCAUAGCGGUGGUAAAGGAAGGAAAGCAGAAAGUUUGAGACGAAUACAAAAAGCCUUUUUGCACAUAAUGACAUUCUGUUCAACUUUUCGUCUUCAUUUUUCAACAAGGUGGAAAACAAACAUUUACACCUUGAUUGAUGUUUUUUACUUAACUGAAAAAGGAGAGGCUAGCUUUAGGAGGAUGAUAAAUGACAGGGGGGAGGAGGAGGAAGAGAAAUAAAGGAGUAAAAGGAAUAAUUUAAGUUGGGAGAGGAACUCCAAAAUGAAGUCGAGAUUCAAUCAUUUCAAAUUGCUGGAGCGAACGGAGGGGCUGCGUUUAAGGUUUGCUGUCAUUAUACCAGCCUCGAUCGUGCUGCCGUCUCUCUUCAAAGUCAAUCUCAGCCUGAUAGCUGCUCUGAUUGUGUGUUAUGUGCUCUCUAUGUGUUUGAUGCAGAUAAAGCAGGUGAAUUACUCCACACAGCGGUUAGCCUCAAACUCCUCGAUGUGAUCGAUUUAGUCGACAGCUCAGAAAAAAAAAGACGAAAGGGCAGGAAUAAUUGCGAAGCAGCCGCAUGUUAGGAGGGAAUGUAAACACAAACACACACGCUUGUAUAUGCACACAAACUGCAUGCUGUGCUGUUUACAUGGCUCAGUCUGAUUUUAUCUGUGUGGCUUCACUAAACACUAAACAUGCAGCUUGUAAUUGAUGAUGCUGUUCUGUUCAGUCUACAAACCAGCAGGGCCUGCAAAGUUGUGUGUUAUUUACAGGUUAGGUGUCAAAAAUAAAACACUCCAGAUAAAGAUGGAUGAGGAAAGCAUGUUUGUUUUUUCUGUUAGGUUCAUAUCCCGGUGGAAGUGGCUGAAUCAGGAAUCCCUCCUGUUUACAGCUGCACAGCUCACUACGUGGAGAUGCUGCUGAAAACUGAAGUUCCUCUGGUCCACUCGGCUUUCAGGAUGUCGGGUUUCACUCCAUCACAGGUAAGAUCUGCAUAGACGAAGGGCUAAGACACUGAAAUAUGUUGUUAAAUAAGAAUAAUGCACAACCACAGCUUAAAAGGUUUAAAGUGGACUAUUGCAAGUAAUAGAUUUUCUGGAUGACACCUAUAUUGUGCUGAAUGUUUCCUGCUCAGUCCACUGUCCUAACCGCUCUAGUUAAAAACACAAGAAACAUGAAAAUGAAAUAAACAACACAAGCUGAUGAUUAUUCCUCUUCCUUUUUAGUGCACCUGAUAGUUAACAGAUUAAAAGACCCCAAGCAUGAAAAAAUGUCAUUACAAUACACUAAAUAUUCAGAAUAUUCCCAUUCUUGCAACUUAAAGCUCCCGUGAGGAGUUUUUUUUUAUAAAUAAAAUGGACUAAAAUACAUAUUAGUGGAUUUUCAUGAUAUCCAAAAGCAAACAAGACCAUCGGUCACUAGACUUACAAUUUGAACCUUCGAAUUUUUAAUGCCCAAAUCUGGUGCAAGGGUGUAGGUGUCAGCCAUCAAGCAUUAGUAACAACCUUUUUAAACCUAUUUCUCGAUUGAAUAUCCACAAUAAAUUAUAUUUUUUACAAUAAAAAUUCACCAGGAUGGAGUUUUUUUUUUUAACUAUGUUAUUAAACUGUGCUUCUUACUAAUUAUUAAAACACACUUUUGAACACAGAGUCAACAAUAGUGAUUAGUGAUGUGCUUGUAUGCCAUAACAGUCUACUACCUGGAUGCAAACAAUCACAGAUGAAAGACGUGGCUUGCAAACAGCUACUCAGCUACAAUGAGUAAUAAGCAGCACAAGCAUAUGAACAUUAACCUGCAAAAGCUAUUGAAGACCGGUGGUGCUAGCUCUGCUAAUAUUAGCCACACUCAGCAGAUCAGUUUGGCAUCCUCUUCCUGCAGAUUCAGUGAUCCAGUGUCUGGCCUUAUUGGAAAUAUUUGUUCAAUUUUGACUGUUUUCUAACUUUAUAUGAGUCGGCUUAUUGGCAUUUAAUUAGUCACUUGUAAACAUCUAAAGUUACAGUAGAUCAAGAAAAAAAAUGUCUUUAUUACAAACUAGUAGUCAAAUCUAAGUCUUUGAUUCCCUACUUUCCAUCUCUGUUGUUUACAUCACUGAGCCUCUAAGAUUAAAAAGAGAGAGUCAUGGUACUGAUAGAAGUAGAGAAAAGAGCCUUAUUUGUAUUCUGUUGACUUAACAAAAUUUUAUGCAUCAACAUGAAUCCUCCAGCUCCACCAGAGCAGCCUAUUUUGUGUUUGUCGGUGGUGUUGAAUAAAAAUAUCUAAUUAAUAAUGUGAGUGAAGGACCCAAACAGGACUAUAAAGCCUUUUAAAGCCACUCUUUUAGUUGCCCUGUGAAUGACUUUCCUUUUUAUCCCGCUUUGACUUCAGCCGACUUUAAAAUUCCGAAUGGAGUCUUUGACAUUGAAUCUCUUUCCUUUUCUUUAGCGGAGCUGCUGAAAAGUUAGAUCUUCGCUCCCCUGCUCGUGAUUCUUUUGACACAGACUCGUCUCUUCUGAACAACGAGGCAGAAAAAAAGGCUUUUCACCUUGAAUCCUCUUCUGUUUGAUCCGGUCUUCUGUGUGUCGGCGGUUGACAGUCGAGGCUCAAAUAAUGUUCGGCAGCGGGGGUGCUCAUAAGACUCGCCGCAUUUGCAUCAGAGAGCUGAACUCUGUGUCUCCAGGGUGGAGUUAAACCUUAACAUUCAGCUCAUCUCUUUUCUCUUCAAGGCGAUAAUGGGCACCUGUUACUCAGUCAGAAAUGGAAAUACCUUUUCCAAAAAGUUUGAGCUUUGAAAGCUUGACAAAGCAGCAGUGGCAAAUGAAGCAUUAUACACCUCUGACAUUCAAACAGUGGAGGUUGUGCAGGCGUGUGUGUGUGUGUGUGUGUGUGUGUGAACUCAGGCCUCUGUCAAAAUCCAUCUACAAAACGUUUUAGCAUUUAAAAUAGAUCGCCUUGAGAAUGGAGCGUGUGAUGAAAGGAGUUUCUAGAAAGAGCAGCGACCUGUGGUAGGUUUACUAUGAAUAAGCUGAGUCACAGGGAAACACGGGGUCUUUGGUUUACACGUCCUGAAUAAGAAACAAUGUGAGUCUUUAGGGUAAGUGACAUGUUGGUAGUUCUUUUAUCCCUCACUCAGCAAGAGCAAACUCAUUUUAAACAGCUUUUGAAUCGUGUUAAGAUUAUUUCCUGCAAAUAUAAAAUGAUGUUUCCUUCUUGCUUCUUGAGUGACUGUAUAAAAGCAUCUAUGAACAUGCAUUCAGCGUCCAAAUACACUAAAACACAAACAUUCAUGUCCUUCUCAAGAAAAUUCCUGCACCCUUAGAUUUUUCAGAAACUCUGCAAAAAAUUCAGAACUGCAACUUCAAUAUUGCCAAGCAUUGAACUGGAAGACCAUCAAGAUAUUUUUACAAAGGAAGCGUUUGAUAGUCACAGCUGCAUGUGACCUCUAGUUUUUAAAGUGUGGGUGGCCCGCAGAUGGUGGAGCCAAGGGCACGUUAUCUCUCAUACUUGCUUGUUCUUUUUUCUAGAGGUUGUCACUUUUGGCGCAAGUUCUAGCGGUGUAGGUCUACCUGAUGUUUAGUGGGUCAGGCAGCAUUAUUUUUGCAGCAUCUACUGUAUUGUUAUCAGUCCUUUUUUUAAAUAUUUUGGCACAUUUUUCAUGAUUUGCUGCAACAUCUUUGUCAUGUUCAGCAUAAUUUUGCAUCUUAAAUAAGGAGUAUUGUACAUUUUUUUCAUAUGCUAUAUUUCCUUUCUGAUACCUCUUUAAUAGCUUGAAAGGAUUUUUUUUAAAUCAAAAAAGGACCAUCUUUAUUAUUUCUAGCACCACUUUAUCAUCUAAACAUUAAUUUUUGCAUCACCAUGUUUAGCAGCACCAUUUUUAUCAUUUGCAAAAUCAUCUUUUUAAAUUGCAGCAUCUUUGUUGCCAUUCUCCCCAUCAUUUUUCCAUCAUUUUUAUCAUGCCCUCUUCAUUUGCAGCACCGUCUUUGUCAUAUUCAGUACAAGUUUUUCAUCCUUUUUCAAUACACUGUACUUCCUUUCUGAUUCUGAAAAAGCACCAUCUUUAUCAUUUCCGGCAACACUUUGUCAUCUAAACAUUAAUUUUUGCGUCGCCAUGUUGCACAUAACCAUUUUUAUCAUUUGCAUAAUCAUCUUCUUGAAUUGCAGCAUCUUUGUUGCCAUUCUCCCCCAUCAUUUUUAUCAUCCCUUCAUCAUUUGCAGAACCUUCUCUAUCAUUUUCAUCACCUUCUUCCACUUUAAAAAUCGUCUGUCAUUUCUAUGUUGUUUUCUGCUCCGUAUCUAAAUUUUGAUUGUCCCUUUUCAUUUCCUUCUGUUUGGAUUAUAUGUUUUUGGAAAGCACUUCAUGUUCCUGUCUUGAAAAAUUCUCCACAAAUAAAAAAGGUAUUGGUGUUAGUAUCAUGAGCAGCACCUCUGUUUAAUUGUUGGCAUCAUUUUAAAUGCUUUUUAGUGCCAUCUGGGCAAUUUUCUGCUCUGCUUUUAGCAUGUCACAAUCACCUUUGUCACUUUCAGCAUUAUCCCCAUUGUUUCUUGUACGCCUUUCACCAUGAUGACCAUUUUUCAGAACUUUCUUUUUGAGUUUAUGCAUUAUCUUUGGCAUUGUCUACAUCAUCCUAUGAUCAGGACAGUCACAUUUUCUUUCUUUUUUGCUUAUAUAAAAACGUUGUGCAGCUUCGAGGAUCAAAAUAACGUUUUCAACAGCCACAGAAAAGAGCUUUGGGAUAAAGCGAUAUGAUUAGAUGAAAACUAUUCUGAAAAGCAGUGUGAUUGUAUUUAAGACUAUUAUUGAGUCACUCCAGCAAUUUGAUGUUUUGCACAUUUAGAUUUUUGACUACUUGAAAAAUGGCCUUAAAAAUGAAAUUGUAAUCAUCUAAACAGUAACUCUGAAUCAUCUCUCAGCUCCACUGCAGAAUCAGAUCAAUCAGAACUUCACACAAAGAAGCUGGUUCUGAUUUCUGAGUGUGACCUGACCUGGUUGGAUUAAUAACAGCUCUGAAAGCCUGUUUAUGGCACAAAGGAAAUGAAGUAGAGAAUACUGCCAGGAAAGUCACUCUCACCUUUGACCUCUGAGUUUUAGCUCUUGGGAACAGUAACAACCAAGAAGAGUGCAUUAACUUCUUCAACUAAAAAGUGCUCUUGGAAAGACCUUGAGGGAUUUAUUGUUCCUUUUGUGGGCACACAGAGUACUCGACUUGUUCUUGUUUUUCUGCCAGAGGAUUUAAAAGCCAGGGUCUGAACUUUUCUAGUUUUUAUCACAACACACAAAUUAGGAUAUCAGUGUUUUGAUGCGAGUAAAGCUGAGAAGGACGGCUAAUGAUAAUGAUAAUAAUCUGAUAUGUUUAUAGCAUUAGUGAGGAAAGACAAAGAAGAAGCAGGAACAGCCACUGACAAGCUAGAUGUAGCAGCCCUCCAAAACACAGAUAAACACUUUAAAACCAAUGUUUUAAGAUUUACUGUGAAGUACUUUAUACUUCCUAAUCAUCCCUUUAGUGGUUUUCAUGCAGUUUUGUAACUUACUAUGGCUAGUACCUCUGACAUCAUUAGAAAUGGGUGACGACGUGGUCAAAGGAGGUCAAAUGCAUUUCAUAAGUUGAUUAUAUAACUUUUUUCUGGCUUUUUAUUUUACUGAAUGUUGUAUUUUUCACAGUUUUCUACAGAUUUUGAGUUUUUUUAUGAGGCAAUGGUUUGCAAUGAGAAAACUGUUACCUGUGGUACUCCUUGGAAUUGAAUUAUAACUUUGGUAAUUGCCUGAUUUUUUCCUGAAACUCCAUCGGAAGUUCAAAACUUUUAUAUGAAAUUAAACUCCUUUAAGCUUUUAUGGUUUGGACUUUGGUUUAUGAUCAUUUGCACAAAACAACCUAAAACAAAAUUUUCACCAGUGGAAAUAAAAAGUGCCUCUACAAAGGAUGACUUGAUUUGGGGUGUUUUUUCCCCUUGAUAGAUUUUCACUUCUUUUUUAGUUUUUGGUAAUUUUAAUCUAGAAACAGGUGGGAAACCCCCUGGUGGAGCCUCUGCGUUAAUAUCAGAGAUUUCAGCUCAACCGUCAGGUGGAAAAAUAAAACAUUUGCAUGCAUCUGCUUGUCCCUUCAUCCCUUAUUCCCACCUCAAUAUUCAGAACCGCUGUGAGUUAUCAUUUCUUCCCUUCGAAGUAAACAAGUUUCCGGAAAGAUUCAUUUAGAAAAGCUGAUAAAGCAAAGUCAAUUUAAAGUCUGGACAUAAAGAGCAUAAUGGUACAGUUGUAGAAGUUUGAAUCUCAGUCAUGUAAAUGUGAAGAAAUAUAUUGCUUCACUUGAAUGCCAGUUUAUAAGACAAAUACACUUGUGUACCUUAAGACCACUUAAACAUUUGUAUAGUGUAAGGUCGAUUUCUUGCCCUGACAUGUCUGAGCAGCUGUACUUCUAAGGGACUGUGUCCACUCACAGUAUUUUGCUUGCCUGCAGUGUCCACAACCUAAAUGUUUUAAAUGUUUUUCGAUGGCAUUGACUGUGACUAGUUAUACCAAUGCCACCUCGGCUUCCCUUGGCAGUAACCAUUAGGCCUGUUUUAAAAUGCUGUGUGCUUCAUAUAUGUGGCUUUUUCAUUAAAUUUUGCAAAGACAAUGUAAAAUGAUUGGUAGCAAUUGUUUUGCGUUGUUAGCGGCAGCUCUUGACCUGAAAACUGUGCCUCCAAAAUGAAAAAGUUUCUCCUUUGUAGGGACCCUUUCCAUUGUUGAUUCCAUUGUUUCAUUGUUGGUCUGUGAUAAAGACAUGACACUGAUGAGCGAUGCAGAUCUCCAAAAGUUGAGGGUGCUUUGGCACUAAGGACCCUAAAAGCAAGAAAUUGUGAUUGCGAAUAUAGACACUGCUAGCAUUAGUGGACACAGGCCCUAAUAUUUUACUCUCAUCUUUUCUUUACCAAACUUUUACAAGGUUAAACAGAUUUUGGGUUGUUAUCAUUAUGUAAAUGAAAUAAUUUUAGUUUUAGACAUUCCUGCAUUCGAAUAUGGCACUUAUUUGAUAAAUGAGAAAACUUGGUUACAGUGAGUUUUUGCUGUUUAGCAAAGUUUUUACAACUGUAGUUGACACACCAAGGGACAUUAUAAGAAUAAGGUAAAACUUACGAGCAAAUUUAGUGAGUUACUUCACCAAGAAGUGUGCUCGGCAGGAAACUAAAUCAUUAAAUCCAAGGUCAAGACAAUUUUUGGGAGCAGCCUAUUGUUUUGUUAUUUUCCCUGUUUUUGCAGACCACUUCGAAGAUUGAUGGCAUUGUAAAGGUUGGGACAUUUCAUAUCCUCAUGAUUUAUCACAGGGGAAAAACUAUUUCUCCAAAUGAUUAGUAAUUUUUCCAAAGCAUCAGGUUAAUCGCUCAUAUCAGAGUGUAAUAAAGGUCUUUGUUUUUUUUCCUCUUGUUUAAUUAAGAACUAGUGAUGCUUAAAGAGGAAUUCAUAAUAUUCUGAGGACAGUUUAAUUCUUAGAAAAGAAAAAAAAGAGAUUAAUGAGCAACAACUUUUGUCUUUCUCACAGAUGUGCCUCCAUUGGUUGACUCAGUGUUUCUGGAACUAUCUGGACUGGACUGAAAUCUGCCACUACAUCUCGACCUGUGUGGUGAUGGGUCCUGACUACCAAGUGUACAUGUGCGUGUCUAUACUCAAACACCUGCAGCCGGACAUCCUGCAGCGCACACAGUCCCAGGAGCUGCAGGUCUUUCUCAAGGUGAGGUGAAUUUAAAGAUAGUACACCCUGUCGAACAGGAUUAAAAACACGGCUGAAGGUGUUCCUGUCCAGAGAGGGGCACAAGUUAUUGAUUUGCCGGAUUUUUUAGCAUCAAUAUCUUUUGAGAAUUACGUAAUAUUUUAAGAUCUGAAACUGAAAUAAAUUGAAAAUCUGCAACAAGGGCAGUAAAUGUGUUCAUACUUAUCAAUGUUAACAAAGGCUGGCUACUGUGCGAGUAGCUGUCAGGGCGGUGUCACAGAUGGUGCUUUAAAGAGCUACACAUCUGCAUGAAAACAGCACAUUGCUGAAUGCAUUAGGGUCAUUCCAUGUCAAUUCAACCAAGAAUCUCCACUUACGUCACAGAUUUUGAUGAAAUUUGGUGGAGUGAUUGGCCUUAAGGAGAAAAUGUCAGAGCUCAGAUAUUUUUUUCAAAGCCAUCUAAUUAGUGAGAUAGGGGCUAACGAAUUUUUGGCUAAUUAGCAUGACAUGCAUUACAAAAGUGUUCAUAUCUCUGGAAGUAUGGCACCUAGAGAGCUGAUUCGGGUGUCAUUUUAAAGCUUGCUUCAAUUUCUAUCUUUUUGUUACAUAAUACUUUUUCCCAAAUUGGACCAGAAAAAAAGUUGAAAAACACCAAAAACUUCAAUUGGAAAUAGCAAAAAACGUGCGUCCUUCAAUUUUCUUCAUAUUCACACUUAAGAAAGACUAUCAUGUCCACUAGCAUCCCUGCAAGUUUCAGGAUGGGCAUUCCAUAACUUUUUGAGUAAUCUGUCAAAAUGUGUGAUACGUUAGGUCGAAAAUCACCUGCCUGCUUGUGUAAAAUAUUACUUCCUCAUAAUGCAAAAUGCUUUUUUUUUAGUGUUUUCAUUUUCAUUUUGUUUUCUCCUGAAGGCCAAUCAGUCCACCAAAUUUCAUCAAAAUCUGUGACAGGAGUGGAGAUUCUUGGUUGAAUUGACAUGGAAUGACCCAUUAGAAAGCCUUGUGCAGCGACACAGUUUAAACCUUCUCUCUAUUGGGUCCCUCAAAACAGACUGUCUCUUAAAAAUCAGAGCAAUUUAUAUUCUGAAUUUUCCAAUUUGGACAAAGUCACCUUAAAAUGACAAGUUAAGGCCAUGUCUUCAUUUAUGAGCUUAGUUUGCUCACAGAUCAAUAGGACACAAACUAGGUCUACCGAAACUUCUGCAGGACCAGCAGGCCGUGCUGCUGAACUACUUCUCCGCUCUGAUUGUUGAAUCUUUGCAGAUCAUUACGGUUUGAAGGCUGUUCACUACCAGCACAGACCUCCUUCAUUAUUUGGCCUCAUGUCUGGAUUUUAAAUGUGAGCUGUGAACUGUUCUGCAGACCUCUGCUGAAUUGUACAGCUCUGCUUUCAUAUCCGGCAGUGAUCCCUGAUUCACAUUCAUAUUGAAUAGGAAAAUCGACUUUGUGAAUUUGCUCAUAAAACUUCCUGCAUUGGUAUGUUUUGCUAGCGGCCUGUUCUGAAAGUUUAACAUCUCAUUGAAAUAAGUUCUGCGUGGUGAAUUUUGGAUGACGGCAGGGUUGAAAAGCGGCCCUGAAGAAGGUCUAAAGUCACAGUCUCUGAGGCGUGCUCUUUCGCUAAUACCCAAAACAACAUUAAACAGCAGCAUUGUGAAUGAGGCUCGUCCUGACAUGAGGCGCUCCUUGUCAUUACUCAUUAAACGUUUCAAUCCUUCUCGUCCCCGGCUGAUAGCUGGGGUGUUAACAUCGCCAUGAGCCGGCGCUGACACUUUUUGUGAAUAAAAGAUCAGUUACGGAGGCUUUAUCUGAGGAAGCUCUUCUAAUGAGCUGUAGCAUCAGAUACUGCUCCCAGAGACCGAAUGUGUGUUUGUGUGUGUGAGAAACUUAUAAAAUCCUCGUCCUGAGCUGAACUGGGGCAAGUUUUACUCAUGCCUUUUCGCGUCCAGUGGUCCUAACUUUCCUCUACUCCUCUGUGUCUCUACAGGAACAGUGUUAAGGGAGUAUUUUAUUCCAAAAAAUAGUAUUAGAGGAUUUUCAAAACAUUCAUACACUUGCACUUAUCUUCCCUCACUGGGGGGUGUAUCUAUUUUUCAUCUAAAUUAAAAUUCGAAAAAGGCAAAUGACGUGCUACAACUGUUUUAAGUCAAAGAAGCUACAGCAGAGGCAGGGAUCAUAUAUCUGCCACGGCUCAGAGACUACAAGGGAUCCCAAACCCUAUAGAAACUUAAUUUUUUACUUUUUCUGCAUUCAAAGAAAAAUUGCCUGUCACCACAUGUAGAAAGGUGUUGCACCGGCUCAUAUUUAUUCCUUUAAUUUCUUCUCAAAGUUUUUCAUUCACUUAGUAUCAGUGUGGAAUAGCGCAAACAAACUUCUUGCAGGAGUUCAGCUUUUUCCUGCAAACACACCUGAACAGAGAGAGCACUUGUGCUGCUUUAGAUGAGUGCAACUAUGAGCCGUCCACUCGAAGUACUCGAACUCUCUUUGUUUUUUUUACUGUUGUGUCUGAAGCUUCACGAUGAGAGGGCUGCAAUUUGCAGGUUCAAGAAGUUUUAUUGCAGUAAGACCGAUUGGAAAGAGAAGGUCCAAUGCUUUUAAAGCAUCUCUACACAAGGCUAUUUUUAGCUCAUCACAUCAUUGCACAACAAAACCAAACAUCAUCAUCACCAAAACAAAGGGAAGUCCAACAACAAGCCUAUCAUACCAGGAAGAUAAAACAGAACAUGGUCUCUGAGUAGGAAUAGUCUCUGCAACAGUCUAUGAGAGGACAGGUCUACACAACAAUACUCACAUACAGAUGAUCCCUAUUGUUUACAAAUGCACCUGUACAUUCAUAUUCUCAUAACGUACUUGUUAACUCUUGCAGACUAACAAAGCUCAUGUUGCUACUGGUGUAUAAGAGCCUAGGGGUGCAGACAGCCGGGAAGGACACAUCUGCACACACAGAAUGAUUGACAUGUUGCUAUUCAGAAUAUGUCCAUAAAUCCUGGCACUAGGGCUGUCACUAUUCAUUUGUUGCAAUGAUGUAUUUGUUUUAACCAGUGCAUCAACACAGCACUCCUGUGGUGAACAUCAAUUCAUCAUCAUCGUACAAAGUGAGUCGUUGAUUGUGCAGAUUUGUUAAAACGGUUUGAGAUGUGCAGCAUGACAGAUGUUAUUGAUGUGGGUGUAUUAAUCCAAACUGUACAUCCAGGUUGUUUUCGCCUUUGGUGACAGUCUUGGCAUGUAACAGCAGCACCAUGGCAUUAAAAUCAGUAAUUAAUACAUUAAUCAGGCUAGCUAAUGAUCUCAGAAGUGUGAACGGUUGAUGGAUCUUAAAGACGAUUUGGGGCAUUAAGCAGCUUAACAUCACUCGUUGAAUAUCUAAAUAUUCAGCAAAAGAAUUAGCACAUUUCAUUCUAUCCAACAACAACCCUAACCCUAACCCUUUUAGGAUUUAUUAAUCCAAACUGUACAUCCAGGUGGUUCUCGUCUUUGGUGAUAGUCUUGGCUUGUAGCAGUAGCGCCAUGGCAUCAAAAUGGAAAUCUUUGUAAUUGGGAUAUUAAUCAGGCUAGCUAAUGAUCUCAGAAGUGUGAAUGGUUGAUGGAUCUAAAAGACGAUUUGGGCAUCAAGCAGCUCACAUCACUUGUCGAAUAUCUAAAUAUUCAGCAAGUGCAUCAGCACAUUUUAUUUUUAGGGUUAAACUUAAAGAUUACAUAUUAACCCAACUCUAAUUCCUACAGUCCUGUCUUUGCACCUUUCUCUUUUAAUUCUAACAGCGAGAAAACAGACCAAAAGUAAUCCCCUCUGUGUUUAUCACAGCUUAUUCCCUCCAGGGGUUUAACUGAGUCUGUCGUUUCUUUCCUGGUGAGGCAAAUUAGCCAGCAAAGCAACUUUGGUUUUGAGCUUUUGGGAUUAAUGUUGCAGCUAAUUCUGGCUGACGCCAAGAAACUUAAAGUUCCAACAUCCAUUGGGUGUCUUUAUUUACUGACAGUUCAGCUGUUAUGCUUUAAAAGAAGAAACACACAUACACCCUCAAACAAACCCUUUGAUGCAUAAAGUAAAGGUGAUUUGGUGUUAAGUUAGUGCAUUAACUGAACAGUUAUUAAAGUUUUGUCAAAUUCUUGAUUCUACUUGGUCAUAACCCCCAAACAAUGCAGUAAAAUCUCAUCUCUAAUCAAUCUGCCGUCAUGAUAUAUUCUGUUAAUUCAGUUUUUCCCUGGUUUUGUUGUUUGAGUGUAUUUUCUGUGUUUUUCCUAGUGUUUCUGUUCCCUAUUGUUCAUGUGAUCUAGUAUUGUGAGUUUUCAGUUUGUGUUUGACCCUGUUUCCUUUCUGUUCUCUAUGUUUUAUUCUUUAGAUCAGCUUCCAGUGUUUCCUAUUAUCUAUUUUGUAGUAGUUGAUUCCUUGUGUCUCUAGUCUGGUUUUACUUCCCCAGUUUUCCCUCCUUUGUUAAUUACCCAUGAUGAGUUUCACCUGUGUCUCGUCUGCCACACCUGUUGCUCGUUAACCAGUCUGUAUAAAGUCUCUGGCUGUGUCCAAAAUAAAUCACUCAAUCCCUAACCCCUAACCCUCAUAUGGGGUUUCACUAUAGCUGACUAUGUAGUGAGCUCAAUCACUGGAGGUUUCGGACACUACAUGGCAUGACGCAAUGCAUGACGGGAUGCCCUCCACCAGUGAGUGACCCUGGGAUGGUCACUACAUUUUGUAAUGCUCUAUGGGAAAUUUUGAGUCGCCUAUAUGGGGCACUGGAAUUGAUCACUCAGGCUUCAGACAUCCCUCAAAAUGGCACUAUCCCCCAUGUAGUCGCCUAUAUAGGGGUUAGGGAUCCAUUUGGGACACAGCCCCUGUCUUCCUCUCUGUCUUUGUUGGUUUAUUGUGCAUGCGUGUGUGCGUGCGUGCCCUCAUGCAUGUAGGUAGGUAGGUCAAUGUCAGCGUAUGUUAAGAUGCCCAGUUAGUAUCCUUGUGGUUGUGCCUCUUUGUUUGUUCAGGAUUUAGCUUCUGGACAUUUUGAGAGUAAGUUUUGAAGUGGACUUUUACAUUUUGCUUUUGCUUAAAUAAAUCCUUAGUUCUGCAGUUGAGUCCUUUUUUCUUUGUUUAACACUGCACCAUAACAUUUGCAUUAAAGCGUUGCACCAAUCACCUCUGCCUGUUGCCACUGUGGCAAAAACAGCUUCUGUCUCAAAUUUGAGAUGUGAUAUAGAUAUGAGAGCCGCCUUAGACGCUACAAGCCUUCACCAUCUCUGACUGGGGAAGUGGAGGAACAUUUUUUAGUCUCUCCUUAACUGGCACAAGUUAAUCAGAGGGUAAAGCUGGAUGAAGAUUCAUCCACCUGCAUUAAAUUGUUCUGAGCAUUAAACAUGUGCCUCCACCCAUCAGGUAAUAUAACCACAUGCUGCUGAGAAAGCAUCGCUUGUUUACAAAAAUAGGAUUUAAUUAUCACAAUAAAUUCUGACUUUUGCAAUGUCUUCAUAGCGAGCACUCGAACGGUGAUUUAUAGAGUUGCCUUCCGCGUUGAUGGUUUCGCUCUUCACAGGGAAACAUAUGGAUUUAAUAGUUUUUGAAUUAUCUCCUGGCCCUGCUGAAAAUAAGCCGACACUUAAUGAAAAUCAGUUCAUCAAACAUGUCUUGAAUAUGAGUGAUAACUCAAAAUCUUUAUAAUUAAAAGGAUUUUUCUCUUAUGAAGUGUGUUUUAUGUCGUAAUACACCGCUUCCUCGAGUUUUCACAGCAUAGUUCUCCAUCAGACCAAAACUCGUUUCUUCUUGACGUUACUGACUCUGUUGAAUAAUCACCCCUGUGUUUUCAUUAUAUUUCUCCCACUUUAAUCUUCUUCUUUUAUUCAUCACACAUCACUUCUUUGAGGUUUUUCAAAAUGCUCAUAAAAGACGCCUAAUGAAGGCUGAUUAUCAGCGGAUGGGAUUAGGUUUGAUGGAUAUGCAGAGUAGCAGAUCAGAACAAAAAACUCAUCAGGAAACAUGAAACUGCUUAAUUUUGUGUUGGUUUUUCAGAGUUAGAGGACUCUGUAUUGUCUGCAUGAAGGUGAAGAGCUCAUACUCAGAGUGGAGGUCCUGGGACAGGUCAGACAACACUCUCUGUGCCUGCUUUAGGACACACUGCUCGUAUAUUGGCAUGAGAGUGAGGUUUCCAGUCCUCCCUGUGACCUUCAUGGUAGUUUGAACUUAACGGACAAGCUUAGAUUGUACCUGUAACCUCCACCAGCACAGCUGGGUAAAAAUAAAGACAUGAUCUGGUGAUCUAACCAUACAUUCUGGGUCUGUAUCAUGUAAACAUAUCAAUCGGAAGACUCUGAUCCAAUUCGGCCAAAUCAGAAAGAAAUUGUAUUCCGAUUGAGAGGGUUGGUUUAUGCUGAUCGUUAUUCCAAAACACGUCCAUGUAAACACUUAUUCUGAUCGUGACUCUCCUACCUGACUCGAUCUUCACUCUUUAGCCUUUUGCUUAUUUAUUGAGGCCAGUACAGGAGGUUUCAUUAUUAACAGUCUGGCAUAAAACACAACUGCAGGUGCCGUGUCUGCUCCUCCGGUAACAUAAGGCCCACAUACAGCGUAAUGAUGUCGCAUCUGCACGCACAGUGCAACCUUUGACAGAACAGUAAAAUAAGUACACAAGGGCGCCAUCUACUGACAACAUUUAAUGGGGGAAAACUCCUGAAUUGGAUGAAGUGAGCCACUCCCGCGUUUUUGGUUUGUUGACAGCACAGGCUUAAAUACAACUCUUCUUCUGUGGUUGUUUUAGCGAAAUCAGACAACUUUGCGCAUGUCCAAAUGCUUCUAAUCUGAAUAAAGUUUGGUGCAUGUAUAUGCACGUCAGUAAGAUUCAACUCCUUAACCACAGAAAGACAAAACUCCCUUUAUUUAUGGCUGGUGAUAAUCCCUUAUUAUGAAGGAGACAAGAAAUGAGUGCUGACAGUUUGCAGAAGAAAUUCAACUUUGUCCUGGAGUGUGUUGCAGGUUGUUUGCAGUAAUUUCUUAUUCUGAAUGUGUUACAAUUCUGAGGGGCAGUUUUUUCCUCAUCUUGCUAACUGUUGAUGCCACACACACAGAUAGUGCACAGACAGUUAUUUGCUCUGUUGCAUUCCCCACGAGGCCUUGGUUAUAAUGAUGCAUACUGUAACUCAGGCAGCAAUUACAGCAGCUGCAGUUGAAACCAUGACAGAACAAAUUAGGCAGAUUAAAAUCUGUUUGUCUGCACUGAUCCUCGUCUCUUAUAUGGUUGAUUUAUCUUUUUCAUAUUACAACAUGUCUCGUUAUGUGUAUUUUGCACAGUAGGGAUGCUGCUUCUGAUUAGGAUGAUUUUUUUCCAUCAUGUAAAACCUCAUUACCUCAAACAAGACUGUUGUUUGCUUGACUUUGAGAGCUCUAAAUUGAGUGACUCUGACUUUGAAAUAGAUUGAAUGUAAAGUAUUUUAAUGAAAAGGUUGCAUCAGAUUAUUCACACCCCACCUCGCUACAAUGUGACUGAUAAUUAAGUAAGCAGCCGUCUGCAGAAAAAGAAAACCAAUACCUGUCUGCAAAGCUCGGCUACAGGGACCUGAGAUUAAACUAAGGGGUCCCAAAUUAAUCAAAGACAACAGAAAACGGAUGAAUUGGCCAGACAAAAGUUUUAUACAUUUGCUCUUUUUUUCUCUUUUACUUUGUAAGUUUGGAAAUAAAGUUGAAAAAAACAACUUACAAUGAAAUGAGCCAGAAGGAAAAGACAGAAUAAACUCUUCACUAAUGAUAUCAGUAUGAAGGCUAUAGGCAAAGUUUUCAUAUUAGUUUGUUUGAAGAGCUGCUCCAACGCUUAAGAGACAAAUUCAGACAAUGAAACUAAAGCCUAGAAAUCCUUACCAUGUCUACUUGGCAAUUUCCAGAUUCUUCUUCAGAAACAAACACACAGACACAGAAUCCCUAUAAUAUUCUCUCUCUCAGUGCGUUUACAUGCACAGCUUAAUCGGACUAAGCUCAUAAUUCGUUUUCUUCACUGAGUUGGACUUCUCUACUUGUCCGUGUAUACAUGCAGCUGAGAAAAUCGAAUUAUUGACGUGAACGUGUCCUCCUCCCCAAAACUAGGGGGCGAUAUGGGUCUUUCAGUGGUGCUGUUUCCGGUUGACCCAACAACAACAGCAGGUCCGUGCCAGACGUCAUAAGUGGCUACAACUGCUGCUGAGCAUUUUCAAGCAAGAAGAUGGAGCAUCGUACAGCGUUGUUUUUGUCGUACAUGAUGUGCGUGCUACUUUUUCUGCAAAUGAGGUGGUGCACGCUACUCCUCUCCCACUGGUGUGUUUGUUCCAGGGUUAUGAGGGCAUGGGGCACACGUACAUGCAUUGUCCAAUUAUACUCUAACUACGCUGGUUACAUGGUAGAGAAAAUCGAAUUCCAAUCGCAUUAUCUGGGUGUCUUAAUCAGAGUGUUCCGACUCCAAUCAGAGUUCCCAAACUCCGAUUAUCGUCAGACUAAGGUGUUUACAUGCACUUCAGUUGUCCAGUCUUAAUUGGAGUUUUCUCGAGUGUCAUGUAAACAUGCUGACUGUUCACAUUAAGCCAUUAAGACCUGAACCCUGUCUGAGAUACGCCUCUGAAAUCCUGAGGGCAAUUUUAAGAAGGGCCCCCAGAUCCUGAGGUUUUCUGAAGUGUUGAGGUUUACAAAAAAAGCUGAUAUCUCAGCCUCUGUAGCAGACAGAAACAAAAAUUCAAAACGUAUUUGAGAGCUUAUACAUGUGGCUUUCAAGAUACCUAUCUUUUAUUUUUCCGAACCUUCAUGACAUUUUUGAAAACCUUGAACAAACAAACUCAAAUGAAAUAAAGCGGCUGUAUAAAUAAAAGUAAAGGCUCUGCACUGGAGAAUAACAAACUAUUUGCUUUCUGUUAAAAAAGUGGCAGUCAUGAUAAAGUGUCCAUUCAAUACAAAUGUAAAUAUAAAAAAUAAGGUGUUGAAAGGGUAUGCGGCUGCCCCAGUAUAGUGCCAGUACAAAAGCAGCACUAAAAAAUAAAUAAAUAAGUGGCUGACAGUGUGUUCAUCUCUGUGCUCACCCAAAGUCAUGCAACACUGACAGAAAUCGCCAAUAGUGUGAGCCAAAGCACUCAAUAUGAAGAGGUUGUUCACACUGCUGGAUGUUUCUCCUCUGAAGCUGCUCUCUGCCUCCAUCAUUGUUUACUUUCCUCACGAAGCAGGUAGCAAAAUCCAAGCACGAAUCUGAUCGCUUUAUUAGCCUAUCAGAGGCAGACGGGUAUGAUGAUAUGAUUCGCCACGACUCCAGAAAUGAUUGGAAAACUACAGAAUUUAACAAAAUGACGUAUCCGCGCUCCCGGCUUGAAAUGCCAGUAGAAAUGCGCAGCUGUGUCGCCGGCUUUGAAGGUUGAAAUGCGUACAUGCUGUCCCGAUUAAAAUGGGUUAAGAGGUACGAUUCUAUUAAUCUGAAACAUGCUGUGGAGCUUGAUAUUUGUAUUGAAGUUUAGUAAAGUGUGUUAGUCAGCUGACGUUUGUCGCUGUUCACUGCUGUUAACCUCAGGUGGUGUGUGAGCCACGAUAUUCGAAGUGUUCCCCAAGUGCUCUACUUUCACUCGGCACACUUAGCAUGCAGCAGGUCACACCAGGCUCCUUUAUACCUGAGAGUACUCAAAGUGCAUCCAGUUGCUGGCCCUGAAUUUAUCAAUGCUCCAUGGACAUAAAAUUAGCAACUCACAAUGAAAAAAGCAGCGAGCUGGCCAGGACUAACACACUCCUGCUACAGCUGUGCACUCUGGGAGCCUAAAGCUGGGAUGCUGUGCCUAAAGUGGCUGCUGGAGAAACAGAAAAUAAAUAAGUCAACAGAUUUUUGGACUUUUCAAAUCCAUCAAAAAUUGAAAGAAUGAAGAGCCAUGAUUCUGACAUGACUUGAUUUUUUUCCCUCAUAUGUAGUCCACAAACUAAACUGCUAUUCAAACUACAAAUGUCUCUUCUUGACUUGCAGGAGGAGCCAAUACAGGACUUCAAGGUGAGCAACUACUUGGACUUCAUGCAGGAACUGGAGAGCAGAUACAGAGACAUUAUUCUCACAGACAUGAAAACCAUCCGUGACCCCGUUGAGUAAGAACGUGUCAAAACUUCCUGCAUCACAACAGAAACACUUGAAUGAAGUUUUUGGACGAAUUUCUGAAUUUCUUCUAUCUCGGUGAAGAUUUAACAAAUACCUCAACGUGUCCUGGUGCAAUUUAAUACUGAUUCAUCAUUCCUAAUGUUAUAUUUGUCCAUAGCAGAAAUACAAACUCUGCAAAGUGUAAGAAAGAUGGUUCAAGAAAGAGCUACACAGCUUCGUAAUAAACUGCACAUCGCUUCCUGCAAAGGAAGUCAAACUACCUAAGCAUUAAACUCCUGUAAAUGAUGUAAAUACUUUCUGCUUUUAUUGUGAAAAGCUACAUUGUAAAGAUCCAGUACCUAAAUGUCUAAAAUAUUUGUAUUCUGUUUUUAGUAUUUUUCUACUAUGUACAUGUUUUUGAACUGUUCGUGGUUAGCUUUAAAAUAAGCCCUCAGAUACAGCUGAGAAUACAUUUUGAAAUGAAAUUUAAAAUAUAUAAAAUGUUUAAAUAUGAGACGUUUUCAACGCCCUGGUGUUCUAAAGCAUCAGAUCCUCCAGAGACCAGGCGAGUCUGUCUCCCGACUGUGUCACAGAUCAUUAAUGCCAGGACAUGCAAGAGUGCAUCCCACAGUCUCUGCUGCUCGUGUACUCAGCCGGGUCUUUGUAUGAAAGAUGCAUGAGGCAGGUUGUAUUAUUGUGAUAAACCCUCAUUAGUAACCCCGGACGAUUCUCUGUCUCCUCCCUGCUCUGCUGUCCCUCUUCAGACACUCUGGGGCCUGAAUAAUAAUAACCCAGUCCACCUCUCUUCCAUAUCAGCUGUGCUUAUGGGGGAUGUGCAGUACAGAGACGAUCAAACAUUUGGGCUUAAAUGCUUUUUGUUUGAUCCCAAAUUUCACUCAAAGUCUGAAAUUGUCAGCUCUUUUAGCACAGAAAUUGAAUGUAAUGCUACAGAACAUCAGCUGAUUCUAGUGCCAGCCAAGAUCAGCUGACUGCUCAGCCUUGUUGUGUACCCUCAGAGUCUUUGCUGCUGCUCUCCCUGCCCCGACUUUGGUAUUUCACAUACUCACUUGGAAGGAGUUGCAAAUGGGUUCUGACCCAUCAGACCGAAGUAAAAAAUAAAAACCAGUCCACAAUAAAACAACCUGCCCAAGACUAAUUUUGGCUCAAUCCAACUCAAAACCACCCUGAGUUGGCUUGGCUUAGAUUGGUUGGGUUAGCAACCUAUACUUUAGCCAGGAGUCACUUCCAAUGCCGCCUUGUUGUCUAAGUUUUUACAGUCUCCUGUUAGCGCACACUUUUCUUUUUAAACAUCAAACAAAUGUUUCUGCUCUACUUUGGUUUUAAGAACUCCCUGAGUGAAUUUCUGCUUUUUAUCUGCUUCUUUUACCA